AUGAAAUCCACAGGCUUCAUAUCAGGGGAGCAGGUGCAUGAAAGCGUGGACACAGAUUUAUCAAUCAGAAUUAUAGCUGUGCGUGUCACCUCAGGUAUUUAGUGUAUGUGCACUCUAGUAUUGAUCUGAUGUAUCUUUUUAUGCACAAGGCCCCUGCAACAUCUGCAACUCCUCAAGUGGCCACUAGAGGCUAGCUUCAAAUGUGAUUUAACCCCUAUAGAGCCUGGUACUUGAAAUGUUUUUGCCUUAAAACCUUAUUUCUACUUUUUAAUAACUGCAAUUUAAUUUGAACAUCAGUUUUAAUAAUAAAAAGGGUAAGAUGCUUUAAGUUCCACUGCGAUCUUUUUUUUUCUACUACUUAAAGUGUUCUCAGUGGUCUUUAAAUUGUGAUUAUGAAGUUUUUAGCCAAAAUGGUGUUAUUUGUGUCAUUUUCAACGACUUUUCUUCCGCAGAGCUCCAGUAGAUCAUUAGCAAUUCCCUUCUGUGUCGUGGGCGGAGACAGCGCUGCUAGCUUGUAGCCUAACAUUGCCGGUGUAGUAUAACUGGCAGGUAACAUAGGAGCUAUUCAGCUCUCAGGCACUACUUUUUUGGGGGGACAUGAUGAAAGCUAAUAUCAUAAUUAGCUUCCUUAUGAGCAUUGCAAUUCGCUAGCGCACACGCUUGUUCCACGAUUCACAGCGAUUUGAAUGCAGAAAUACUCAGAAAUGCAGUUUUGCACUUAGCAUCAGAAAAAUGCCAUUUGAACAAGUAAAAAAACAAGAAAAACAAGAUUUUCAUUGGGUUGGGUCUAUAACAAAACUUUUUGGAGUUAUCCUCAAGUGGUCAUCCAAGGAACUGCAGGCACUUUUCCUGAGUAACUUAAUACAACUCUGAAAACUGAGUAAAAGAAUCGCCCAAUCCCUACUCCAUCUUCAACAGUCUACAUAGGUGUGGAGAUGCAAAACAGCUAAGUGGAUAUCUGGGUUCUAAUUCCCAAUUUUCCAGUCUGAUGGCAGCCACAGCCUGAGGUCAGAGUAGAAACUAUCUAUCAGGACUUUCUUCUGACCCCCUCUCUUCCUCUCCUCAGCAGCAGCAGAGACAAAUUGGACAAUAUAGAAGUUGUUGUGUUGCAUCUGCAGGACAGUUUCAUGUAUGGGGUUUAUUGGCCAUAUUCUUCACAGAGGAGGACGCUUGAUUAGAAACAUAAAGCAGGAGCUGAACCUCCGGCCGGCUCCUGCGAUGUGUCACUGCAGGAGAAACUCAUUAGUGCUGAGAAAUGAGCCUCCUGCUAAUAUGGCUGCAGAAUUAUGCUCUCUAUCACAGGCUCGCUGAGUGUUUGGCAUUUUUCAAUUUAAUUAAACAGUCAGUAAUCUGGUUGUAAAAGCUUCUAAGGUUUCCAUCUUUAAUGUUACAUGAAUAUGACACGGCGAUAGCUCAGAGCAGAGCUGCUGUUUAAUAAGAGGGAAGCUGUUGUUCCUGCUUGGUGCUAAAUAACGCAGAAUAAUUGAGAUUUAUGCACAGAGAGAUAUUUUAAUAAUUACUCGACACUUUGAUAUAAAAUCCACCGACAGGCUGGACUUUUCUCUUCAGACUGAUGACAGACCUGCAGGGCGAGGGUCACAUGGCCCGUUAGAGCUGCUGAGUGAAUCUACUGCCAUGUUUUCGUCUGUCUGAAUGUUACAUACAAUGAGUUUUAAUGCAGAAAAUGGUACAAUGGGUGUGUUUAACUAUUGAUAACUGAACUUUUUUCUUUUAAAACCUAAGAAAGGUCACUAAAUCAAGCUCUAACAUAAAAACGAUCAUAUACUUUUAUGAGAAAGAGUUGCAACAAAUAGGAACAAGAGCAGUUGAACAGGCCAAAGUGGGUCACUUGAACAAGGCAGGAAUAAACAUCACACAGAUGCUUGUCACCGUAAAGCAGAUAGUCCAUGUUGAAAAGGACACAGACUCUUCCAGGGUGGGUUUCUAAAGCCAGGAGCAGCUGCAUUUCUUCAGCCCACCUUAUUUUGACUCCUGACAGGACUGAUUCUUCCAGAAGUGCCCCUAAAACACACCAGCAGUCACAGAGACAGUCAUUUUCCAGAAGCUGCAGUGUGUGUUUGGCUCUGGCAGGUUUACCCCGUGGUGUCAGUAUCACACCUCCUCUCCUUGACAGACUCCUGCUCCUGUCAGUCGGCCAAAACAAAAAACUACUGUCACACAGUGUGAAGUGGACCUGUGGUGAGUAUGUCUGACAUGCAAUUAAAAGCAUACUUGCAUUAUAUAAAAAAGCCUGAGUUUCUUUAGGUAAAACACUGGAACCAAGAGGUUUUAAUGCAUGCAAAUAAACAGAAGUGCAUACAACACCUUCAAUACCCACUCCAGUCCAAGUGUGAUCAAUGUUUUGGUCUAAAUGUUAAGAAAAUGAACUGCCAAAUAACCUUAACUGUAAACUGUAGAGCUAUAUUGAUUUAUAUAAAUGCAUUGUAUAUAAUGUCACCUUUUUUGUUUCAUUUGUUUAAUUUGUGUUUUGCAUUAUUUUCCCUGAGUCUACAAAUCAGUGCUGGCCCGGCAUCCCAUUCACGCAUGCGCACUGAGGCAGCUCUGAAUUCGAAACCAAGCGAGGGAAAAACAAACGAGCAGCACGAGCUCCGGUAAGUUUAUCCUAAUCUAAAGCAUUCGUUUAUAUUUUGCUAUGUGAAUGUUUUACACAAGAAACUGAAUGUAUUCAGUGUGUUUUAGUAUAUUUAUUUGUUUGAAACCUCCCUAUGCUUUGAAACGAAUUUGAAUCCAAACUUCGUAUACAAACCCUUCGAUUUUGACAUGCAUUGCCCAUUAUCGGUAUUUUUCGCAAAUGAAGCAAUUUUAAACAUUGUUUUACAAAUCUGCGCAUCCCCAUUUCAAAUCCGGCUUACUGUUCUGACAACGUUACGCUUUCUUUAUUCGUUAAAUCGGGCUUGUUUGUGGUACACUGUCAGGGAUCAACGUAGAGCUCCACAGGUGCGCAGCUGUACUAAUCAGUCAAAAAAGUAGCCAAACUAUUGUAUGUACCGUUGUAAAUUGUGUUUAAUGUCCGCCGAUUUUUUCAUUCGCGUCUGCUAAUUCAGAAAAAUUAUUAUCAAUGUUUCUGUUGUCCGCGCAACGAUGUAGAAUCGCUAAAACGUAAAAGUCAAUGGUUUUGUAAUGCAGUUUACGUUACCCAAACGUUUCAACGUAAACAUGAAACGACAGAUUGACGCUUUUUGCGAACAUUUGUGCUAUAUGCCUUUAAGUGUCUGUUGAAAUCAAAUUGCACACUUUAAAGGAAGACGGGUGUGUUUGUGAGGAGAAGCUAAACCCCCUUUAGUUGUGUGUUUGCUAGCAAGCUAACCAGCAUGCUAACGGCCAAGGAGCGAGUAAACGGAGUUAAAUAGUGUGAACAUUUGAUGACAUUUUGGUAUGUGGUGAGAGGAAUGUUGAGUCUUUGUGUAUUUCUCUCUGUUCGACUGCACAAAACUUCUCCUGAACUUCUCCCUGUUUUUUUGGGGGGGUGGUUGACAUCCUGGGUUGUCAAACUACCGCCCACUGGUGCACAUGCUUAGACACCGCCACAACAGCACAAGUACAGAGAACCCUUGUAACUUAAAUGAGUCUGGGUUGUAAGCGGAACAACACUAUGGGAAGCCGGAUAUUUUGUUAGAAUAGAGAUGGAAUAGAUGGAAUAGAGAUAGAAUAGAGAUGAUGUAACCGGCACAGACAUGUAGAUGUUUAAACCUGUGCUGGUGGUGCUAGCUCUGCUAAUGUGAGACACACUUGAUGCUGUUUCCUGUCAGAUGCUGAGAGUCAAUUUAAUCGUGCUAAAUAUUGUUUUCAUAUCUUUGGACUUGUCAGUUAUUCAGAAUUCUUAUUCCCCUUAGGUUGACUGGUAAAUUAGUUGUUAAGAAGCAUUUUUAAUGCUGACCAAUCGUACAGUUUUCUCCUCUGCUGUGGUCAUUGAGGUAAAAGGCAGCUGUUUGUUUCCUCUCCACACAACGCUGUGGCAUAAAUCAACAUUUUUAUGAUCUAGUGGUGCCUGUCAGUUGCACAGCAGUGACAUGUUAUUCAUGUUUUUGUCCCAGUCAGUCAUAAAUGAUACAAUGCUCAUCAGUGUGACGUUCACUGCCAUAGAUUUGGUUUGUGACACAGCAAAAUACAGCAUCCACCCGCAGCUUGUGUGCAAACUCUCCAUGUCUGCAAAAUGCUGAAGGUGGGAAGCUGAGAUGCUGAUAUACUAGAGCCUGCUGCUCUUCAAGUUUACAAAUCACGUAACUGUAGGAAAUCUGACAAAUCAUCAUUACAGCUUGUAGAUUGAUGAAGGUCUGAAAAAACAAUGGAUUGUAAAUAUACGGGAUGCAGCGGACCACAAAUCUCACAGUUCAGCUCGGUUCAGGGACUUCUGAUCGCAGUUCAGAUCAUUUUUCAGAUGGACAGAAAAACUGAGCCAUGGGCCAGACUCAGCAUUUGAAAAACUGUGAGUUUUGUAAACAUGGUGACUCUGUAAAACCUGAUGAAGGUCGUCAGAAAAGGGGGACACAUAGAAAGGUUUAAGAUAAAGUGAAUGAGAGCAGCAGCGUGUUCAUCUGCAUCUUAUAAAACACAACUCGCUCCAGUACAGACACGCUCACACAGGAACAAUCCUCCCUCCACAUCUAUUCUGGGAGUUUCUUUCUCUUUUUUUUUUUUUGGUUCUGCUGCUGUUGAGCCUCAAUUUCUCUCAUCCCCACAAAAGAGAGAAAGAUUAUGCAAAUAUGGAGAAAAUAAGGUUUGUGUCUUGGCAAACUCUCCAGCGUCGGCUGAACGAACAGAGAGGACACUUAUGGGAUUUUGACACGCAGAGGCUGUUUGUAAGGGAGGAAAAAACCAAACCCUGUGAGGCAGCAUCGCUACACGGGCGCUGCUCUCUCUCUCUCUCUGACAUGUUUGUGUUUUCACUUUGUUCUGAUUGGCUGAGGUUUGGCAGGAAGAUUAAUUAACGUCAUUUUCUGUCUCACUUCAUUUCCCACACAAAGGAAUAGUAAAACAAAACAUGGCAGGUUUAACAGAGAGGGACCAAGAGUUAUCACCCUCUCUCUCUUCUCUCUUCUUCAUAAUGAUGCAAUAAUUAUGAUAUAUUCAAACACGCAUCCAUUAGCCACUCAUGCCCUGCUCAGUAGCCCUUUACUCUUGAAAGGCAGGAAUCACAUUGUUCCAAAUAGGCCAGUAUUUCUGCAGAAUCAGAAUUGUGUUGGGUUUAUUUCUAUGCUGCUCCAUCUUGGUCGUGAUGUUUGUUGAUGCAUUCGUGAUGCAGGGCUUUGUUGGUCCUGAGGUAAUCUGGUUAAACAGAAGUCCUUGAUCCAGCUGGUUAAUGUGCAGUAUUGACUGUAUCACAAAGACACGGUGCUGUGCUGUGCUCUUUGUUUAAAACUUUUGUGAUAACUUGAUUUGUCUAAAGCAUCUAUAACAAAUUAAUAAGAAAACACUCUAAAGUGAUGAAUCUUAAAGGGAUGUUCCGGUGUAAAUUUAAGUAAUGGUCAAACACAUCGUAACACUGAGUUAGACACCUCCUCGAGAAAUGAAUGUUGCUGACUGCUUGCUUCUCUAGUUAUACCAACUUUAGUAACAACCGCAUGAUAGCAAUACACAGCGAUCUAUGGAUCCACACUCAAACCUCAACCAAAACACCACUCUAUAGCCACAAAUAAUGCUCAGAACAGCACUUAACUUCAUCAACAGGACAUAUAGGGUCCCAGCAAUAGUACUAGCCACCAAACAUCUUUUUAACUGUGACUAAUUUCUUUAGCAAAGAGACUAAACACAACUCACCCACUCUCCUCCAGCAUCUGCUUGUUUGUGGUCUGUAUAAUCUCAGAACUGCUUGCAAAUUUACUGUACAAAAAGCUAAAAAAAGUUAUGAAAAGGAGAUGUGUCUCCAUGACUGGAGUUAAAUUCUGGAAUGAUGCCAACAUAAAUCUAAAAACACAUCAUUCUUUUUUGGUUUUUAAGAAAAUGGUUUGUAAAGCUAUUUUUGAAGCUUAUAAGUGCGAUUAAUUAUCUGUUGAUUUGGUUUCUUUGCUUUUCUGGAGGUCUGUAGCCUAAAAAGUUGACACUACAGGAUAGGCUUUUAUAAGCAGUCUGCUUCUGCCUUUUCAGUCAAUAUUCAACACAUGAUUCUUGAUUAAGUGAUUUAGGGAUUUUGUGUGAAAUGUCAAUGUUGUGUACAGUAUUUAGUGUUGUCAUGACUGAAUAAACGCCUACUACUACUACGAAAUGCAAUCGGACUGAGACACGAAGGCAGAAGAGCUACAGCAUCUUCAGUGCACAAACAAGAUACAGUAAAACUCUGAUUGCAUUUCCAUGAAGUAAUAAUCAUAAAUGUUCUUCCUUGAGCUGCGAAACCCCGCUGCACUCAGUGAGCGACUCGUCAGGGCCCCCCCACAAACAAGCUGCUGCUGGAGGAGAGUAGGUGAGUUGUGUUUAGUCUCUUUGCUAAAGAAAUUAGUCAAAGUUAAAAAGAUGUUUGAUGGCUAGUAUGAUGGCUGGGACCCUAUAUGUCCUGUUGAUGAAGUUAGGUGCUGUUCUGAGCAUUAUUUGUGGCUAUAGAGUGGCUUUUUGGUUGAGGUUUGUUUAUGGAGGCGUAGACCGCUGUGUAUUGCUAUUGUGCGGUCAUGACUAAAGUUGGUAUAACUAGAGAAGCAAGCGGUCUGCGACAUACAUCUUUCGAGGGGGUGUCUAACUCGGUGUUACGGUGUGUUUGACAGUAACUUAAAUAAACACCGGAAUAUCCCUUUAAUUAGUGAUGUUUCUGAAUCAACAUCAGAGUGACUUUGAUUCGUAAACUGCACAAAACACAGAUGCAGCAUCUGUGACGCCAGCGUUUUGUUUCUGAAGCUGAGUUUACUGACUCAACCUAACUUUCAGUUACCUUGGCAACAGGCAAAGAGGUGGAGUUCAGCUGAGUCUGAUUGGCUCCCCUAACAGCUACUGUCUGCAUACCUGUCAGACAUACAAACCCAUAACCUUAAAUCUUCCGAAUUAAUGCGUUAUAAAAAAAAUGUCAACAUCCUCCAGGAGAGAAAAAUGAUCUUUUCAGACCAAAACCUUUUUUUUUAUUUUGCUGAGAUGUGCUUUUAUGAACGGGUUUGCACACAGUUUAUGGAGUUUUUACAGUCAGCCUCAAGCAGACACUCGAGGAGACCAAAACUGAGAAGGCAGGGAAGUCAGGUUUAACAAGAAUUCAGAGAUCAACCAUCACAAAUCACCUUCGAUGAUUGGAUUCAGUCUCUGAAUGUCGCACAAACACACACUAGAUCACUGAAGAUCUCACGAGGUCGCUUCAUCAGACCGUUCUGUCUUCAGAGCUGAUAUUGGAAGAGCAAUAAUAAUAUGUUGUAUAUGACAGCCUCGACUCCUGAGUUGAAUUAUUAAACCCCAAGUACAAAAUGUUCCCAUUUUUUCAGAUGGAUUUGGAAGAAAACAAAAAAACAACUUUUCAAUCAAUUCAGUCUUUGCAUGUUUUCCCUUUAUUGCCUGCUGUCAUUUAGACCAACUGAUUUUCUAAACUAAAUUUUCAGACAUCUUAUCACCUGUUGGGGAAAAAAAAGUGUUUUUAAAACAGCUGCUAAUGACUUCACAUGUCGAAUAGCAGCAUCAUCCUCAGCUGUACAGAUGACUUCCAGUUCUCACCUUCUGUUCUUUUCAGUCGAGAAUCCGUGGUCUGAGCUCGGCUUUGCUGUCUCAUACUUUCUUCCCGACAUCCUCGACUGUCUUUUGAGUUAUUUGUGUGGUAAAGGGACCCUCAGCUGAGCCCCUGCCUUUGUUAAAACCCCACUCUUUCAUUGUGAAUUUGCAGCGUGUCUCCAGGUUGAGUUCGAGCCAUCUUUCUUGUGGUGUGUUUACAGUCACUCUGGAUGUUUGACAGCCUUUCUUUACAUGAUGAGCGAUCGUUUAAAAUGUCUCUAAUCCUACGGCAUUAUUUACUGGAUACCUUGCAUUGCUAUGAGGAGUGUUUUUGACAAAUCCUCAGUGCAAUCAAACAGUGUUAUUAAGCUGUCAUCCUCUCUGAUAGAGUAAUUACAGACCUGCUGAUCCUGUCAUCUUAGCCGACAGCUUUGGCCCAGAGCUGUUCUCAGCUAAAAAGUGAGAUUUUAUUACAGUUGGAGUCAUUUUUGCACUGAGGUGAUACCAUAAUGGCAGCUCAUUAAACCUCUAACCAUCUCUAUUAAAGCAAUAAAAAGAGUCUCUGUGGAGCCUGCAGUCAGCAACUCUGCAGUGUUUCAGUCUCGGGAGGCGUACCCCCCAAAAUACCAGCUUCUAUAGAAGACAUCCUCCUCGCCAUGAAGGCUGUAUUUUCAAUUUAAUUAACUAUGAAAAAAGUUUGCAAAAGUCACAUAUGCUCAAUAGGGCUGAUUUGUUUGGCCUAAAAUAGUCUUCUAACAUUUUUAAAACCAAAAGCUGCAAAGUGCACAAAAGGUACUUUGUUAAAAAGUUCUGCUUCAGACCUGCUUAUCCUCAUCAAGUCUUUGUCUGCAGCAACUGAAUGUUAACACAAGUCCACUUUAACAUGAUUCUGCUGUACAGAGAAAGCUUUGCCUUACUGUAUGUUCGAGAACACCUUCUCUAGACUGGUGUUUACUUAAUUGGCUACUUGCAUCUAGUGGUGCAACGGAUCACAAAACUCACGGAUCGGAUCGUUCCUCGGAUCAAGAGUCACGGAUCGGAUCAUUUUUCGGAUCAGCAAAAAGAAAAAAAACAAGACAAAUAAAAUAUAUAAAAGUAGUGCACAGGGCAUAAUAUGUUCUUUUUAACAUAAUUAUUAAUGAAAAACAACUUAAAGUGCAAUAUACAGGCAUAUCUCCUUCCUUUAAAAUGUAACAAUGAACCAAAAAUGAAGUGUGUGCGCGAUGGGAUGUCGUAACGUGGCUCAAGCACUUUCAGCAUGUUUUUAAAGCCCUCGUUUUGCACAACUGAAUACGGCCUCAUGUCUGCAGCUAUAAACACACCGAUAGAGUUUGUGAAAGCUUUAGCCUGGUCGGAUUGCGCAGAUAGAGGCUGCUUAAAUACUGCGGUGAUGAGCGGUUGUUGGGCAGCUUUCGUUUUAGCUCAGGUGUUAUGCCAAAGAAUGCACCCCUGCCGUAUAGUGCACCCCCUAACGGGAGCGCGGUUGAAAGUACAUAACAAGGCGAAAUAAUACAAGUUUUCCUUACGUUGGAUGUAUUCAACAGCGUUUGCCUUUAAUAAUUUCAUUCAGGCUAUUCAUAUCAAAUAUGAGAUCAUUAUCUCCACUUUAAGAAGCUAACGGGUGGAGGGGAUGCAGGGGGUGCGUUCUACGGCAGGGGUGCAAUCUACGGCACAACACCUGUCAGUAAAACACCCGGGUGAUGUCGCUUCAAAUGCGUGAACAUGCUCGAUGUGUUUCCACUGUCAUAUGGCUUUCUUAUGCCACAGUGCCUACACUCCGUCGCAGUUUUGUACACUGACCUCUUUCCUUCUUCAUCAUAAUUGACAGGGAAGCCAAAAUGCUCCCAUACAGGGGAUUUAAGUGUCGCGGGGCGUUCGAGCUCCUCCUUUCUCCGCUUUCAGAAAUCGAUCCGCGGAUCACAUGUGUGCCGAACCGAAUACGUCGAUCCGAACGGAUCACGGAUCAAUGAUGAUCCGUUGCACCACUACUUGCAUCCAAUCAAAAUGUCAUUUUUCAUGUGAAAAACACCUUUUUUUAUUUAGAGAUCUCACUCUGUGCAGCAGAGCUCAUGAUGCUUUGUGCAUUUCUGUCAGAGUGGAGUGACGGGCUGCCACUCCGAGUGAACAGAAUCAAAUAUCAACGAAUUUUUAGACAUUUGAAUCAAAUAGAAACCUAGAAUAUCGUUCAAACAGCUCCAGUUAACUAAAUAGAACUUCUCAUGGUACGCAAUGGUUGGGGAGUGAUUAUUUCUUAAUGCUUCCGGCUGAAACUGCAGGAUUCAGCACAUGUCUUUAGCCUGGAAGUUGAACAGCAUAAAUUUGUUGUUAGAUAGCUGGGCGGCUAACAAAACCUUGAUCAACAAAGAAGAAGAAACUGUUGUAUCAUACAAAGAACAUGUAUUGAGCUGUAAAAGUGAAGGUGUUUUCAUCGUUCGAUGUACGUUCUGUGUGAACCACUGCUGAUGCGUUAUGACGAUUGUUUUGGUACAAAAUAGGACACAACCCAAUUGUAACGAGCAGAAAUGAGGCACUAUAGCUCCACUUAACUGUGCAUGUACAUGUACUGAGUGUGAAGUGUAGGGCUUGGAAAUAUAGCCUCAAAUCAAUAUCGCAAUAUAUUGAGCAGUUCAUCUCAAUAACGAUAAAUCACGAUAACUACUCUACAAGCUGCUCACCCCCUCCCACAUUAACUUCAUCUACUUCAGCCGCUACAACUUUUGAACCGUCCUCCAUCUCCUCACCUGUCUCUUUGUUACGGACUGGAUGGGUUGGAGUCACAUCUCUGACACAGAAUAUACUGUUAUGGGCAAAAUGAUGUUGGUUAUUGUCAUAAAUUUCGGUAUCGGUAAAUUUUUGGUUUAUUGCCCAACCCUAGUGUAGUGCUUGGUGACAUUUAUCAGAGAGAAACUGGUGAAAGCGCAGGAUGAUUUUCAUAAGUUUGUUUGAAAUAAUUUACACAGCAAAUGAGCCUUUUAAUCAGAUAAGAAAAAAGUAUUAAUUUUUUUUAACUGGGUUGAAAAAUGCUCAAAUAAGUCUCAUAUUUGAUUUGAUGUGCUGCCGUCCUGUUGUAGUGAAUUACAGCCAAACCAUCGUUUUGUUCUAUGACUGCAGGGACCUGCAGACUCAGUCCUCUUUCUCUGUGUACAGUGGUUCGUAUUUUUGAGUUUGUGUCAGAUUCUCCUUAUCAGAAGGUCCAGGGGACGCUUCAUUUCUUUCUCUGCCCCCUGGGGAGAUUUCUGCAACUCCUGCAGCAGAGGGAAGUCCUCCAGUCUGCAUGAAAAUAAACCUUUUAGAUCUGUUUUUGCAUCCUGGGGCUGAGGAGGAGAUAAGACGUAUGAUUUGUUGGGAUUCAGAGAUAAAAAACACCAUCCAGAGCACAGACUGUGUGUAUCAUUCCACCUCCUGCGGUCCUGCUGAUAUCUGAAUAUUUGAAGCUCUCGUUUUUGUUUUAAUGUUAGCUUCUUGUUCUCUCCGAAUUUCCGCCUACAAAGCACGAACAUCAGCUGAGAUGUAUCUGGUCCAACUGUGCUGUCCUCCAAUGCAAUGCCCAGCCCUACCUGGUGUGAUAUAUUUUUUUAUAACAUUACCGGUAUCAGAUCAGUACCUGGUAUCCGCCGAUACCCACAGUGCAAGUAUUGGAAUCGGUAUCGGGAGGGAAUAAUUGGUACUGCAACAUCUCUCCUUGUGUACAAAAGAGGGCUUAAGCCACAGCUUUAAGAUAUUGUCGCACUCAGGUAUAAAAAAGUUUGUCACAGGGGAAGACAGUCAGGUCAGGUCGGGUCGUUUUGGCAUCGGGUGAUACCUGCACUCAUGAAGCUGCAGAGACUUCAGGCAGGGUUGACAACGCCGAUGCUGCAGAGAAACGUUAAAAUCCCUUUAAAUGUUCAAAAACAGGAGAAAUCUAACAGUUUUUGACAACCGCAUGCCAUACAUCCUGUUUUUAGUUAUAAAUAUGUAUAAGGAGUUAAAUUUUGCUUUUACUGCUGGCAUUAAAUGUGUCCACGGUCUGAAUCUGCGGCGUAGCCCAACUCAUGGAUGAAGAUAACUGUGUGUAUCAGGUUGUAAUGUGGCUGGAAUAACUGGUGUUAUUGUGAUUAGAUUGGUACCUGUUAAUAUGCUCUGAUUUAUUGCUUUGAAUACAGUCUUGAAGUGGGUUCAUUUGGCUCCAGUUACUUUACUGCCAAUACAGCAAGUUUAGCAGCUUUUGGCAGAAGUGAUUUACUGGAAUAAUCCCCAAAUCUUGUUGAAUCCAUAAUUGGUCCAGGUUUACCUCCUCCAUAAUAGCACAUCAGACCUGAAGUUUGAGGAGCUGCAGGUUAAAGCAGGAACAGAGUGUCUUCUUUUCGGGGUUUAAACUUUUCUCCCCAGGUGGAGGUGUAAUGCAGGUGUGAGAAGUGAGACAAUUGGAAACAGCUCUGUCUGUGUCUCAGGUCCGUCUGUUUUUGUCCACAGAGAGCCUGGGACUCGGCGCUGGAGUGUGAAUUUAAGUGGUUUUAAUAAAUGGUGUUCUUUGAGCACCGCUGAGCCGCCCUCCCUCAGCACACUCCCCCUCCGCUCCCUCUGCACUCACAAGCUGCUCCUGACCUGAUAAAAACCCCUGAAAUCACCUGCUGAGCUGUGCGGCUUUAUUUUUUUAUUUAUUCAAUAGGUGAAACUGCCGGAGCGUGCCGCCUGUGGCAGCUGGAGGUUUGUGUUGUGUUCAAAUGAACCUUCAAAUUGCAGCCAACCCUGAGCUCUCUCUCGGUGUGCGUGUGCGUGUGUGUGUGUGUGGGUUCACCUCUGUCCAUAAUUAAUGAGUGUGUGCUCUGGAAGAUAGCAGUUUGUAAAACAGCAAUUAAAUAUGAGUGUGCACAGUUGAGUUUGCACGGUGAGGGAGAGUCAAUGAGGUGUUUGUAUUCAUGACAAAGUCUACUGUAACUCUGAUGCAGCGACCGAAUUAGGAGAGUGAUGACAUUAUAAACACAGUAAAUAACACUAAGUGUUAAAGUGGCAUCAUUUCACCUACAGUGUUUUCUAUGAUUUGAGGUGUCAACGCUGGUUUUUAACCUCUUACUUUGCAGCUGAGCCGUGUUUGUGUCCUUAUAAUUAAACUCCAAUUUGCUCCAGUCUCUCCUCCAAGUCUGUUAUUGGUCUCCAUCUCAUCCGAGGCAAAAAUAUCUGACUUGUUGGCUGCUAAAGGCCUCACGCUGCCCUCCAGCCUGUCUCUAGCUGUGUUUGCUGCUGAGAGGGAGUAACAGUGGGGUUUUUGGAGCUCUUUUGCUGAAAACAGCUGCCCGCUGCUGCCAAGAAAACAUUGCUUUAAGAGUGAAAGUGGACCGCACGACUAAUCGAUGAGCUGAAACAGAAGCAGCAGGAUGAGGUGGAUCUCAGAGGGUUCUUCACUCUGUUUUCACACUGUCACUAUUUCUCCAAAUUGUUAUCAUCCAUCGCACAAAGAUGUUUUUCUGAACUUGCAGGCUUACUGUGAAAUUAUGAGACACAAGGAGAAAGAAAAGGUUAGUUUAGUCCAUUUAUUAUAGAGGUUGUUAUGUUGUAAAAGUGAUAAGUGCAGGGGGCUCAAACAGCUCCAUGCUUGAGGACUGAAUAACAAAUAAGGUUUCGCCAAUAUGACGAGUCUAAACACGAAAACACCAAGAAAACAGUGUCUAACACGAGCAGAGUCAGGUUAACCUUCACAUGCCUGAAAAACUACACACAAGGGAUGAAAAUGAAAUGAAAAGUCUUUGUCUGAAAAUGAGGAAACCAAAGCCGAAAACUGAGAUGCUUAAAGAAAUUAAGAAAUAUUUAGGGCUGUUAUCAACCAAAGAAAUUCUUGGUCGACUAAAACCAAUCUGAAUUUUAGUCACCACGCAUCGACCAAUAAAUCGACCGGUCCACUAGGACUUCACAGCCCAACAAUUAGUACCAUUGCAUUUAUGGCUUGACUGUGUACUAACCAAAAUUUUCAGGAGCUGAAUUUUCUGAGCAUCCCUACUUCACACCACCCUAGUUAAGUUGUCAGUGCGCUGUUUCUCAGUUGAAGAGUUGUUGCACGAUUUCAGAUUGUUAUCAUUAAAAGAAGGAGGUGGAGCUCUGACUCGCGGUCAGAGGGGCGACUGUAAAUUUACCCCUAAACUCUGCGGUGUCUGUGGAAACAUCGCUAAACUUACUUCAGCCAAAUUUGGGUAAUUUAAUGAUAAACUUGCUCAGACAUCGCUGACAUACUCUUCUUAAUGAUUGUUGAAUCAUUAUUAAAAAAAUUGUUAGGGUGCCUUUAUUAUGAAACGGCCACAUCCAGAAAUGGGAUGUUCCCAGUAGCAGGAACUUGACAUGAUUGCUAAAACAGUAAAAGUAAAGUUGAUGUCUGAAGAUACCAGACUGCUGAGUGACUAAACUAAACGCCGACCCACCAACGCCACAGAAACCCUCAGAAUUAUUGCUUUAAGGCUGUCGGUCUCACGAAAUGAGUGGAUUUUACGGCAGCUGUUUAAGUUGAUAUUCUCUCUCAUGAUUCUUUAUCUCAUUGUUUUGUAAUGAAGGCAUUAAUAGGAGAACUAUUUGGGCUCAAACUGGAUGAAACUGGUUCUUCUUUCAGCCACUAUCUUUAUGGACUAAAAUCCAGACAUUUGUCCUUCCAUGGAUCUGACCCGAGCCUCAGAAAACAACACUACAGCCUGAGCUGAGAGUCAGGGUUCCUCCAACAGAACAGUGAUGUAUCAGAAUCUACCAGCGGGCCGUGAACAGUCUGCCUGAUCCCCGCGGUGGGACGGCAGCAGACCCCUGCCAAAUGACAAACUCGUCACCUCAAGCAGGCGGCGGUUUCCCUGCUCCUCUGAGCGUCGCAGAGACCCCGCCACUCAGCUGCUCCAGGACCCUCAUUAACUCAGAGGGUCACUGGAGUUCACCUCGACAGAUUCCUUCAUGGGGAACAGAGAGGCUGAGAGGGACAGUGUCCACACACCAGACCUGACUGCAGGAGAGGGGGACUCUUCAUGGUCCAAAGGCCUGUGAUAAAAAAUGCAGAUUCAUGUCUCAGUGAAACAAAAACUACAAAUUUUGUCGUGAAAGCUGCUAAAAUCUCAGAGUCCUGCCUGAUGAUGAAGCUGCAGGUGUGGGAGAGUCUGUGAACCUGCAGCUCAGACUGCAGGGUGACCUGUCACAGCUGCAGGUCAUCUCCAAAAACCGUCUGCACCUCCUUCUAUCCACCGCUAUGACCUCAUGAAUGACUCAGUCCUCAUCCGCUAUUCGGGCCUGUGGCUCCUCCCCUCUGGUCCAAAUCUGAGAGGUUUAUUUGAUUUUCUUUUUUCCCGUGUGGGUUUUCUGGCUGACUGAGCAGCUGAGUGCACAGCCGAGUGAGCAGCUCGUCUGCCUCGCAGGCUGUUCCCGCUCCGCCGUCCCCGCUCCGCCGUCCUCGCUCCACGAGGUUCCACUGAGGGACUCGCCAGUCGAAUCUGCGGGAAAUCAAACUAACGAGCUCUGACAGGAAGCAACGUGCUACCUGCUGGGAACACGGCCAACACUUUUCCUGGUUUCCCCCCUGAAACGCCUCACAGACUUUAACCCUCCCAACAUGCUGUCGACAUGGAUCAGGUGCUUCCUGUCAGAGGUUUUAUCUCCUGUAAUGAGUCGUCAGCAGUGGAAGACACUGGUAUUCAAACUUCAGACCUAAAAACCACAGAUCCCAGUUUAGAUUCAUGUCUAUCAGCAGCCGAGUGUCGUGUUCUCUCAGGUAGAUCAGAGCCUGAAACCUCUGACCCUCUCUCCCCUCCAAACCACAAACUCCUGACCUGAAAAUCUGAACAUGUCAUUCAUGACCUCGUUAUUAAAAAAACAAUAAUAAGUCUCAUUAACUCUGAUCAUUGCUCUGAUUUUAAUUGUAUUGUUCUUUCAAUGUCUCUCAGGUCAACUCGACAACAUGCCCGUCCAUGUCCUGUCAGAGGGGGCGGGGCCAGGCACCCAGGUACCAAAUGACCUGACCAGGAUUCCCACCUCAGACAUCAACCCCAUAAUCAACCCCUCCAACAAAGCAGUCCAGGUAUGUUAGACUGGUUUAACUAACUAAAUAUUUCUCACAGUUUAACGCUCCUGUGAUGCACUUUUGGGUUUGUGUCAACUUUGGCGCCCCCUGUGGACAAAGCAGUCUUUUCUUAUCUUGUCGUCAACGUGCUAGAGUAUUGUCCUCCUGACUUUUGGCAGUCGAAUGUAUUGAUCGGUUUCGAACAUUAAAAAACUGCUGGUCUUGUCUGCUUUUUAAAUUCUCUCUGGGAAUUUCAAUCUGUUUCAGAAAGUUAGUUAUUUAUCGUUUGAGAUUUUGUUGUUCUCCAGUUUGGGACCUGGACUUGAGCUGCAUUUAUGUUGUACUAUAACAUGACUUGAGACCUGACUUGGACUCAUCCCUUUAGGACUCAGGACUCGACUGGUGCUCAGGGAUCCAAAGACAGCCUUUUUGUUUUGUGAUUUUGGCCCCUUAGCAUUUUCAAGCUCAGUCUCACCCUCCUAACUGCAGACACAGCUGACUCCAUGCUUAAAACAUGACCUUCAGCGGCGAUCAGCUCAGAGUUGUCCACACAUAAACUUGGAAAGCCACUUCAGUAUAUCUGCUGACCAGUUAGACUUUUUAUUGAUCCAUAGAUGAUUGCUGUUUGUCAUCAAUAUAAAAAAAUAUAAUCGAGAAAGUACACAUAUAUGAACCCAAUAUAUAUAUUUACACUCACAUACACAUGCAUAUCACAGAUUGAAAUAGGGCUGGGCGAUAUGGCCUCAAAUCAAUAUCACGAUAUAUUGAUCAGUUCACCUUGAUAACGAUAAAUGGAUGAUAACUACUCUACAAGCUGCUCACCCCCUCCUACAUUAACUUCGUCUACUUCAGCCGCUACAACUUUUGAACUUUACAACUCCAUCUCCUCACCUGUCUUUCCCUCUUUGUUGCAGACUGGAUGGGGUGGAGUCACGUCUCUGAUGUAGGACAGCGUCUUAAAGGGACAUGAGACCAUAGCCUACCUACACACAUCCAAAAACAACUUUCAUUUAUUUAUUUUUUUGACACCGAAUAUACUGAUAUGGGCAAAAUGACGUUCGGUUAUUGUCGUAAAUUUCGGUAUCUGUAAAUUUUCGGUUCAUCGCCCAGCCCUAUACCAAACCACAGGAAGCAACCUCAGUUUUUUAUGAAUUACUCACCAUUUAAAAACUCAAUAAGUCAUGUCCCUCUGCAGACAUAUCACAGAUACUUAGUUUUCUGAUUGUAAUGCAGGACCACCUGCAGAGAGGGUGUGAGACCGGUUUGCUUCCUGCAUAAUAAAAGAAAACAUCAACUCCAGCUGUUUUUGGUGAAACAUUGUAGAGAAAAGUGGAAACUGCAUACCUGUAAAAUAAAGGGAGCGAUGUGAUGUGAAGUGAAGUGGGAGUGGACAGUAAGCUUUGCUCGUCACUCUGUUUGCUGGAAAAGUUUGUGAGGGAUUUAUUAACGCAGGAAUCCUUCAUAGUUUCCCCACAACAGCUCCAGUUUGACAUCAUUAUAAGGCAGCUAAAAGCAGUGAGCUGUUUUACAGCCCUUCACAGGAAGUGCCUCUCUGCUGCUGUAGGGUUCAUAUAUUUCCCUGCACUGAUAUCUAUAUAUUUCCACCUGCCACCAUCUGUUCACUUCCACCUUGCCUGGUUUUUUCCUUCAGCGUGAAGCUGUAUUCUUGUUUUUGAUUAGCACGCCACAGGAAUACAUUUAUGAAAACCAAAGCGGCAGAAUAAUCCACCUUCUGUCUUCAGCUCAUUUCCCAGAGGCGCUCAUCAACGCUGCUCACUCUCCUGAUGUGGCUUUGAUCAGUUGACAGGCCCUCGGUGAUGCUGUGCAGACUUUCAAUUUGAGCUAAAUGCUUUUCACUGCUUCUCUGUUUUAUUUUCCAGGGGAAAGUGGUCCGUAAAGGCCCGCUGGUGUUAGCAGCUGACAACUUCAUCUUGAAAGCUGUCAUCCAAGGUAACACGCCACAUAUAUGUGUGUUUAAAAGCUGUUUUCCACCUGAAUCAGUCCCAGCAGCUCCCCGCCAGUCUCAGUGGGUUAGAAAUUAGUUUUUGAAGCGGGCUGGUGAGUUAACAGUGUGGCAGUUAAAAUGACUCUGUGACCCUGAGACACCCAUCCAUCAACCUGACGCUCGCUGAUUAACAUUGACUCUGUUAAUGAAAUGUGGUUUUUCCUUCUAUAAUGAUUGACAUAAUGGACAUUAAUGUGCUUUUUCACUGCCUCUGUGUGUGUGUGUUUGUGUGUGUGUGUGUGUGUGUGUGUGUGUGUGUGUGUGUGUGUGUGUGUGUGUGUGUGUGUGUGUGUGUGUGUGUGUGUGUGUGUGUGUGUGUGUGUGUGUGUGUGUGGAUCUGUCUGGCCUGUAUGUGUGAGGUAAGCUCUUUAGCUGGUCUGGAUUGCAGAGGCAAACGCAGGGCCUGUGUAUCUCAUUGUUGUCAUGUCUUCGGCCGUCUUAUCUCCGAGCAGCCUGAUUAAAAAGCCACACAGAGCAGAGGCUCUUAUUGUGGCGGGGACAUUCUUCCUUUACACGUUUAAACUCUCAGACAUCCUCGCCCGUGUGUCCGGCUGCAGGAUGCGAAGGGUUGACUCCACUUAUUGUUGGUUUAUUAAUAGUCGGCCAGUUUAAGUGCAGAAUUCAACCUGCUGAUGCGUUGUAGGAUUUGAUCUCGCUAAUCUGAGUCGACAACAGCAGCAGCUGAUAAAAAAACACAUUUUGAAGGCAUAAAUGUUUGACUUUUGAUUGUACAGACAGACCUUUAACUGUACCAGUGUUAUACUUAAAAAAAGAAGUAAAGCCCAACUUAUGGGAGCUGUACUUUUAUUUCGGAGGGUUUUGUGUUGAAAAAGUCCUAAAAUGUCCACAAAUGUAUCACCAAAAUCACGUACCUGUCAGAAAUAAAGGAGCUGACUGUCUCAAUUCCUUCACCUAAAUGUUGACUCAGCAUCCCCACAUCUCUCUAAAAAUAAUAAACUCUGUCUCCUGUGUCUUUUUUCACAGAGGAGGAGUCCCAGACAGACACCUCAGCUCAGAGCGCAUCCAUUAAUGUCGUCCUGAUGGGAACACUGGCCAAAGAAUUCAACCUAUCUGUGAAGCAAGGGGUAUGUUCACAACAUCAGCUGAUGGUUAUUGUUGUUAUGAAGGAGGUCGAUCAGAAUAGAGAGACGGAUUUAUGGAUCACUUUGGAAAUCUUCUAAAAAAAAUUAAACAAUCUAGUCGGUGUGACUUUGGUUACAUACAGAACUUAAUGAUAUAGUGUGGAGAAUUCAGUGACAGGAAAAUGGGCAGACAGUGAGAGGAGCAGGGGGAGGAGAGGAGAGCAGGGGGAGGAGCAGAGGGAGGAGAGGAGAGAAGAGAGCAGGGAGAGGAGCAGGAGGGAUGGAAGAGAGCAGGUAGAGGAGAAGAAGAGGAGAGGAAAGCCAGGAGAGGAGCAAGGGGAGGAGAGGAGAGCAGGGGUAGAGAGGAGAGCAGGGAGAGGAGCGGGAGGAAGAGAGAGGAGCAGGGAGAUGAGCAGGAGGGAAAAAAGAAAGCAGAGAGAGGAGAGCAGGGGGAGGAGAAGAGAGGAGGAGGGAAGAGGAAAGAAGAGAUGGGCAGGGGGAGAGAGGAGAUCAGGGAGUGGAAGAAAGAUCAGCAGGGAGACAAGCAGGGGGAGGGGAGAGCAGGGCUCAUAUACCUUUUCAAACAUGUUGAUAAAUUUUUUUACAGACAUGCUUUAGUUAUCAGUAAAAUUAGGUGAAAACAUUUUUUCCUUUAUUCUUUUAAGUCAGACUGAAGAGAUUUUAAGGCUUUAAGAGGUUUUAAGUUUUUGGUGUUUGUGGCGAAGAUGUCACAAAAUGGGUUUAACAAAGUAUGGUUUUUAUACUUUGUUAUAAAUGUGAUUGUUUUUGUGCCAUGGCUGUGAGUGUCCAGCUUCUAGAAGUAUUCAUAGAUAUGUUUGAAUCGGUGCUUGAUAAAAUCAUUUUUUUCCUGUUAAUUUAAACGAACUUUCUGUCUGUAACAGUGAAAAUCAGCAGGAUGAGGUCAGACAUACUUUUGAAGAAAAGUGAAUAAUUGAUCCUGAAGAUGUUUGGACUGUUAGCCCUCAAGGGUUUACUCCCCGCUCUGCACAAUCCUGAUUACGUUAAUAGCCGUUCCUUUAUCCACGUCUUUAUGCUGAUAAACACAAAUCUGUGUAUCAUUGGAGUCUAUAUUUAUCCCGAGGAGACAUGCUGUUGUGAUGGAGAUGGGGAUGAUUCAGAACGAUGCCGUCUGGCUGCUGAGUCUAAUUUACAGUCUGAGUUAUUUUCAGUUUCCUGUUCAUGUCCUGUGUUUGUUUAUCUGUUUGUUUGUGUUUUAAUAAGGUGGAACUGUAAACUUGCAAAUAUUGACUUUGAUUUAUUUCACCACACACAUUCAGACAGACCGUUUUUAUCAUGUCUUGUCAAACAGCAGAGGUAGGAGCUGCCACCUCCUCUGUGCUGAGUAAAUGAGAAUUAAGAGGCUUUUUUUUGCAGGAUGAAUAUUCAUGUCAAUCUGAUGAGAUGUGUUUUGUAUUCUUGCUAAAACUGAAAAUGUAUUUCUCUGAAUCAUGAAACCUUUGUUGUGAAUAAGGUAAUGAGCCGAGUGCUUCAUUUCAAGUGUUGAUAAGGAGGACGUCAAUCUUUAGGAGGAGAUGGAUUUAUUUACAAAUGGAGUUUGAUGAACCACUGCGCACUACCCGGGAUCUGCACACCCGACUGCUGCCUGGCUUUCCAGACACCUGACCCACAUGCCUAUCUCGCAUCACUUGUUUUUGGGUUAUUUUGACGCCAUGCAGUGAUUUCCACUGAAGAGUUAUGUCUGUUUUCAGUGCAGGCCACCUGAGGGCCUGAAGAUAACAGCUUCUCUUUAAGUGUUUUUGGCCUUUUGUCUUUUUAAGGAGGAUUUCUCCAGAUUCUCUGAACCUUUAAUGGUCUCAUGUUCUUCUUUCUCACCUGCAGACUCGUUGGCUGGCUGAAGUUUAGUCCCUUUUAAACUCCCGUAAUAAGAAGCAAAGGUGCUUUGAGUGACGGCUGGAUCAGUCAUUUAGCUGAACCGCUCAGCCUGUUUGUGUUGUCAGAGACUUACUCGAAUCAGUCAGUCUUUUUAAUUACACCUGUGCAGGUAACAUGCACGCGAGUGUAUGCUGCUUCUAAUUGAACUCUUUGGUAUCAGCCUCUCUGUGUUGACUCUUCACUCUCUUGUAUGAAUCAAGCUGCAUUGAUUUCAUGCUAAUGUCGCUCCUGCGUAGCUGCUGUUGCUUCAUAUUACAAGCAUGAAGUUGAUCAAAUUCAAGAGGAAUCUGAAAUGUGUCACCAGGAGCUCUUCUGGUUUAUUUCUGGAGUUUUAUGAAGCUUGUUGCCUCCAGGUUUCUGGGACCUGUACUUUUGAAUAAUGUGUUAAAGAAACAGAUCUGUCUCCAAACUCACACUGAGCCCAAGUCUCCAGGAUUACAUCUCGCUUCAAAGAAGCGAUGAUCCUGAGCUUGGUUAGCAUUCCUCUUCGUGUGCUGUUGCUCUGCAGUGACAGUUCCCCUCCUGCAGCCCCUUGAACUUCACAAACUUAGUGACUCUGAAUCAUCUCCGCUGCAGCUCUCGUACUUUCAGUCCACUCUGUCGCUGUCAUAUCUACACACAGAGGCAGCUGAGAGUUUGUUUACAGAGCGGUGGAUCUGCUUUUGACCUGGACAGGGACAGUGAACGCGUCAGGGAUAAUCCCCCUGACAGAGGCAUCUCUCUGUGUUUUUUGGUUCCCCUGCAGCUGCGUCUUGAUGGAUCUCAGGAAGCGGUGGCAGCCUGGGCCGGCGUGCUCGGCUGUAGAUCACAGAGUUGUUGUCAGGCUGCGUGUCUCUGUAACAUGAUUAUUCAGACUGUCCCUUUGUCAGCCCUGAGUAGAGGCUUUGAAUGUAUCUCAGGGGCACUUGACACGCCAAACAAAAGACAAUCUCUACUUUUCACACCAGCUUAUCAUCCGCUGCUUGUUGUGACGUCUUACUUAACGUCUCCCAGGAUGCAACAUCUGCUGCUUCAAUCUGUCCUCCCUCUGGGGAGGAAGAUGUAAAUUCAUCCCUCUCUGCUCUCGUAGUUUUAAUCCCUGCUUCUCUGCUUGUUGUUGAUGAUCUUGUGUUUUCUUGCAGGAUGUGCUGAUGGUUUCUGGCUUCACUGUGGGCAAAUCUCCAACUGCUAACAAGGACAAGCUGCACCCAUGGAACCUGCAGCUGUCAGGAGACAAAGCCUGCGUUUACGUGAGGACUUCACUCUUCAGAAUUAUGUUCUGUUUCAAUGUUUUAAGUACAUCUGAGAAAGGGUCUCUCCUGGUUCAUGCCCCACACUGUUUGUGUUCACUACAGGCUUUUUCAUGUUUAUUCAGGUAUUCAGGAUCCACAUUAGCCUCUCAUUUGUGUAUAUUAGCUGUGAGUACAAGUAUGCAGCUUUUUCAGAGCUGAAUAUUUCUUACAUCCUGGACCAGAUUACAUGCCAGUCUCUUAUCCAUGACAGCCGCAUGUGUCAUGCAUGUGGUCUACACCCUCCCUCAUUGAACGGCUCAGAACCAGCCGUGCAGCUCUAUUUGGACUCAGCUGCUGGAUCUUAAUAUAGCUCUUGUGUUGAUGCUGUGGACCAGAUAGUUCUGUAAUAAUUGAGGUGUGAUAAAACUAAAGAUUGUAGGACGUAGGGCUGCAGGAUUAAUCGAAUUUGAUUAUGAUGAUGUUAAAAAAAUUGAAAUCGUCAAAUCUAUCUUCCUCUCUAUCAUGUCUCGUGCCUCCAGGCCACCGUAGGCUCCCCCUUCCUGUGGGAGCGCUCCCCAGUUCCUGCACACACUAGCGUAAACAAACAUGGCGUUUGCAAAAGAAGGCGUUAAUUUCGUGGUUAAAUAUGGCUUGGCAUAUGCACUACAUCAUUUUAAAUGGUUUCGUUUUGAGGGAUGAUAGAAAAACUUGUUAUUAAAGUGAAGUUUGGUGAAUUUGUCACUGAAUAAAAAAUCAAAAUCGAAAAUCAAGUUUUCAGAGAAAAAAAUCAGGAUUUUAUUUUUGGCCAGAAUCCUGCAGCCUUAUGUUGAAGCCUUUUUAAACUUGAUGGGUAAAUCACAGCCUUGAAGUUUUUUGGUUUUAACUCGGAGAUGCACUCAUCGACUCUAAAACUAUCAGUGUUGUUUAUCCCAUCAAUGUAAAUUAGCACCUGUAUUGUGUCACUAUUGGCAGGUAGGACCCUGUAAGUCCAAACUAAGACCCUCACAGACGGAUCUGCUUCCUGCCUGUUGAGUCACAUCUCUAUAAACUCUCAUCUGUGUUAGUCUGCAGGCUGACAGUCUCGACUCGUCUCCUCUCGUGUCUCACGCCGAGUCCGGCUCAGACGCUCAUGAAAACCAUCCUCACACCUGCAGACGUGUCUCAGCUUUCCUGUGAAUGGGUUUCACUUUGCUCUGAUGUUCACCUGCAGGUGUUACAAAAACAAAAACACAAGCUUCUUCAAGUUUACAGCAGACAGUAACUCCACUCUGAUGCUGCUUUUCUGAAGUUUCCGGACUGUGAUAUGAAGGUCACUCAGUGAUUCCUCCGCUCUCUCUCAGUCUGUAGUUUUUGUCUCACUGCUGUCUUUCCAAAAAGGACCUGAAUACCUGAUUUUGAUUCCUGUCUCUGCAAACCUUCCUGAAUCUUUGAAUCAUGCAGAGUAUUUAAGGGGUACCCAUAAUUCAUAUGUGAUUAUGUGAACAUCAGUUUAGUUUAAGCCUGAGUGGUCAAUCAGGAUCUAAAAACACAAAGAAGGAGGAGUUAAGAUCAGUUUCAGAGCCGAUUUCGAAAGUUUGAAUACUUUUAUUUCAGACAGUGGACGUUACCUCCCUCUCCUGUCACUCACUGCCGCUCUGGUUUCUGCUCUGUGUCUGCUCUGUGUCUGCUGUUGUGAACCCUCACCGCUGUAACGCCUCCCCCUCUGUCUGCCUCCUCAGGUCUUCUCCCAGCCGACUCCCCCUGACCCCAGAUCUCAGCCAGCCGUCAAGAGGAACGCCGCGCUCUCUUCUCAGGUCAGACUCAGCGCUGAAAAAGCAUCAGCUUGGCGUGGAGGUAUUUUAUCAGCUGCUGGCUGUCCUGCUGUCACCUCAGCUGGAUCAGGGACCUGCUGGCCUUUUCUGUGUCUGUGAAGAGAAUUAAAAUGUCUGAUCAGUGGGUUUGUACCGACGACACAUUUGUUUUGGUUUUAGUGCAAAAUUACUGAUCAGAAGGAUAAAAAAGUAGAAAACUCAAAGCAACAGAAGGAGCUUUAAUAUAAAACAAUAAUCCUGUGAAUUGCAAACAGUAAAAUAUUAGCAAACAUUUCUCAGGUCUAGAGUGGAUUUCAGUGACACACAAAGUCCAAAACAGAGGACAGAAUCAGAGAAUCUGGACCAGUCUGGGCCCAGUCCUCCUCCUUUCAAAGGUCACUGAUUGUACUUCCUCUGAGCUGGCUGCACUGAUUUGAAAUUAUGAACAUUCAACAUGUUCAAUAAUUAGGAUCCAAUCAGCAGCACACACACUGGAGAUUUUCACGUUGAUUGAAAUGAUAGCCAAUCAGGAAACGAGCUGGCUGAUGAAGUGAACAUCACAAAAGCAACCAUGGCAGCGAUCGUAAACUCAGAGUGUGGGGUCAAAAAGAUGGACUUGGAUUUCUGUUAACAGUCAUGAUUAACAACGCUGCAAAGGACAAGGUCCGUACGAUCCAAGUCCACUUCCAAGACCAGAUUUAAAUGCGUAACAUUCGAUCCUGGAUGAGGCAUUUUUACACCUGCUCUCUGUGAUCCAUCUUACCAACAGAGUCUGGAUCCUCUGCUGAUCCUCUCUUUUUAGGGGUUUGGAUCAUUCAGUUCAUCAAGAACCGUCUCUCUGAGCCCCCUCACAGCUCCUCAUGGUACUGUUUUGGUUUAUUCACGCUUCCUACCUCAGCGUAGACCAGAUUCUAGGGCUGGGCGAUAUGGCCUCAAAUCAAUAUCACAAUAUAUAGAGCAGUUCACCUCAAUAACGAUAAAUGGACGAUAACUACUCCACAAGCUGCUCACCCCCUCCCACAUUAACUUCGUCUACUUCAGUCGCUACAACUUUUGAACCGUCCUCCAUCUCCUCACCUGUCUUUCCCUCUAAGUUACGGACUGGAUGGGGUGGAGUCACGUCUCUGACGUAGGACAGCGUCUUAAAGAGACAUGAGACCAUAGCCUACCUACACACAUCCAAAACCAACUUUAAUUUAUUUAUUUUUUGGACACCCAACAACCUUGGUUAUUGUCUUAAAUUUCGGUAUCUGUAAGUUUUCGGUUUAUCGCCCAGCCCUACCGGACACUGUCUGCUGCCACAGUGCUUCAUUACUGCAGUGACGUCAGAGAAAUGUAAACAUGACAGAAAACUAAAUGAAACCGAGUUUAGAGGGUUUGAUUAUCGUUAUUUGAAGUGAAGUCAAUGUUAAAGUAAGUUUUUAAAAAUUAAUGGGUGAUUGACGUGCCCAGUCACAGUCACUCGUUAAUAAUCUAGAGGGAACAUUUAAUCCAACAGAUGCUCAACUGGACUAAGAUUUGGGAGUGUGGAGACCAUCGACCUCCUGAACUUGUUGUUCUUCCAGGCUGCUGUCUCCAUCUGAUCCUCACAUGCCUGUUUUAGUAGUUUAAGUCCAUAGAAAGAGUAAAUUCUCACUGAAACCAUAAAGAAUGAAAAUAAAGAUCCUGUAUGUUUUUAAAAGCAGCUGAUUAAGACUUGAAAACACAGUAGAAGCUUGUCCCAGCUCAGACUGGUCUCCUCUUCUAAAAAUAGCAGUGGUCCGCCUCUUUCAGGUUCGUCUCUAAAGAGCAUAUACUCUUUUUUUUUUCAGAUCUUUAUUCUUCUAAUUAUCAGCUCCACUGAGGAAAUGAUGAAAGAGACGGAGACGACUGCAGAGUAUCAGCGGCUCUGAUCCGUCGUUAGCCGAGCUUCGGUCAUUUAUCCGAAACGACGUUUGUUACGUUAAAUUCCAGGAUUAAAGAAACUUGAAAUCUCACACAGCUCCUUUAUUACUUCCUUUUCACAUCUGUCCUCGGUUCGCUGCCAUCACAGUCUGCAGAUCGAACACGGAGGUGAUGAUGAUGACACCUUCAUGCUCCUCGUUCACACACAGCAGCAUGUAACAGCUGUUUCACACUCACGCUCAACACUCAAUCUUUGUAUCGUUUCUAUUUUUGAAGGUUUCGCAGAAAUGAGUGACAGCAGCAGCAGGUCGUUAAAUGUGAAUGUAAAUGUUCUCAAACUGUACAGCCUUUUACAACAACCCUUUCGGUGAACUAAAGUGCUUUACAAUACAUAAUCAAUAAAAAAGGAUAAAUAAAAACAAUAAAAAAGGGAAUAACCUCAUCUCUUAAGGGCACAGCCUCUUCUGAGUUCAGCUAAACCAUCAGCACCUCUCUGUGAUCGUAAUCUUUAAGACGAUGAUGCUGCCAGUUUGAGCAGUUUGCAGAUUUCUCCUCUUAAAAAUGAGAAUUAAAACCAGAAAGAGCAUUUUUAACAACAACAGAUGUAUGAUACAGUUCAGACUAAAUUUUCUUUACAGUAACAAACUUUGCAAACAUUCGUCUGUGCACCGUGAUGCUGAAACAUCGAUGCGAGUGAGAAAAAAAAGUGUUACCCGUUUUUUAAUUAUCAAGACCAGCACCUGAGGAGUUUGUGUCAUACUUUAACUCUCCCUACGCUUUCACAUAAACAGGUUUAUAAUGAAACACAUGCAGGAAGUAAUGAUGUGUUAGCGUCAAAAUGAACUCUGUCUGAAAUGCAAACACAAAUCAACAGAGCAGAACAGAAAGCGAUUAGACUCCUGCUGCAAAAACCUGUCGGUGGACUGAUUACUUCUGUAAAAUAAUGCAGUCGUGACUGACGGGGGGGUCACGCCUUUACUUUGGAGUGUACUGGCUGUGCCUAAAAACACCGGGCUUCAACACAUCAGCAGCUGUGACCUCAGGAAUGAGAACUUGAGAAAAAGGCUAUAAUUAUGUUGAAGUGUGUAAACAGAUGCAGGAAACAUGCAAACGUAAAUUGCUUCCUCCUCUUUCUAACUCUGCUUUGAUUGUCUGCAGGUUUCCAGGGCGACCAAAUCUCCAAAAUACACGUAUGUGCGACUGGACGACCUGAAGGCUGAAUCUGUGGUCAACGUGUACGGGGUGGUGACCUUCUUCAAACAGCCGUAUAAAUCCCGGGGCACAGGUCAGUCUGAAACCAGACCAGAAACUGUUCAGAAACUUUCAGUCCCACCACCUCCGAGCAGCUACCUGCAGGUUCAAGAUAUUUCCUCCUCCCUUCUCAAACUUCUCAAAUAGAUGUCGUUAAGUCCAAACAUCGCAUGCACAAAUUCAUAAACAGCAGGGAAGUAACGUAACCAGGAAGCACGAAUUUCAGUCCAUUUAUUCAUAGUCUAUGCUGCUGGGUCCCAAAGAGUGAGGCUGAAUCAGAUCCAAGCUUUAUGAAGAAUUUUUCAAAAUAAAAGUCUGUGAAAAGAGAAAGGGAAAAAAAGCCAUUGAGAAGGUGUAAAAACUUGAGUCUGCAAAAGCAAAGAAAUCCUCGUUGGGUCCCCUGACAUGACGCCCAUUUUGACUGCAGAAAUAAAACAUGCUCAUUUUUGUUUAUUCUCCUUUUAUACUUAUUCCUUCACACACAGGGGCUGGAUAUUUUCACAACAUUUCCAUUUUGAUCUUUCUUUUUAUUUGACGAAGAAUUGUGCGUAACCUCAGCUCCUUACAUCCCCCUGCAGGUCUCCUCUUUGUUUUUUUACUGUAACUACUCAGGGAUCUGUUUCACAUUCAUACUCUGGUUAUUGUGUUCUCAUCACUGAAACUCUGAUCCGUCUUUUUAUCACAUCCAGAAUCGAUAACUGCAACUACUAACCUCCAUUAGCUCCCUGUUCACCCAGACAUAAAGUUUAAAACCCUUCUCCUCACCUUCAGAUUUUAAACUAUAGUUGUAGCCUACAGCCUGUACCUUAUUUUUCUAACUUUGUUACAUCUGAUUUCAUAAUGAGCUGUGGGAUUUGAUGUAUGUGCUAAUAGUUGCUUCUUCUUUCUUUAAAGCUCUUCCUUAAAUCGGUCUCAGAGGAUUUCUUCCGCUCAAUAAAAGUCUUAAACUCUGGAUUAGCAGUCAAGUGUAAGAGCUGUCUAUUAUUGCAUUCAUGUGAUGGAGAUACGGGCAACAUCAGCCCCUGACACUGGUGCGAGGUGUAUUCUGAUGUCUGUCAGCUGAUGUCUGAUGGGGCAUUCACAUCAAGCACGGGCAAAAUCAUCUGCUCGCUUAAUUUCUCAAAGACACGUGAACUAAAAGUGUUAAAAUGACAAAUGACUUCUGCGUCAACAGAGUGCUUAAAAGCCGCGGAUAGUCAUUGAUGCUAAUUUCAACAGUGAUCCUUGCCAAUUCAACCAGUGGGAUCAAGAGAUAGACAGCAGUUUUUCACAAUUUAACAGAUAAUCAGACAUCCUCACUCACUUUCCUCCAAGUUGACGACCUGUUGGUGAGAGUCGGUUAUAGGAUAUCCCUCCAGGAUACCAAUUACAGACGCUCUAUCCCAGCUGCAGAGCGCCUGUCCACCGAUCUACUGUGAGUAAAAGGAUUAAUAUUUAUAUUUUUAUUUUUACAUCACCUGGGAAUCUUUAUGAUGUUUGGCUAUCCCAAGAGUUUUCGACUCUCAAAUUUUGCGAAUUUGCAUCCACUCAAUUAGCGCGAAUAACUUUGCUCCGCCAUAUUCGCAAUAUUCACGCCACCGCGUCUAAUCGCGUCUUUGCAUUGACUUUACAUGUAAUUCAUUUGCGCAAAUGAUUUUACUCGCGCCUGGUGUGAACGCCCCAUAACCGUGAUGCCUUGGUGCAUCCAUGGAUCGAAAAGUGUCUCCGUGUUUUGCCAAAAUUAUGUUGCCAUUGAUAAAAAAAAAGUUAUAGAUGAUAUUUGAAGAUGGAAAAAUGUGCAGAAGAUGUGAUUUAAUGAAAGUUUGGUAUCCGUACACAUAGUUAUAAUACUCUAACUUUGUUGUAUAUAUUUGAGGAUUAAUCAAGUGGAAAAAUAAUGAGAUUUAGCUGUUAGUUUGAACAAGUCUUCACCAUUUUAUAGAGAGUUGUAAUAUAUGAGUAUGAGAUAUCAAUUUAGAUAGAUACAGUUUUUCAUUAAUGUUGUAAAAAGACAGCAUACGUUUUUUUUUUCCUUUAUUUUGGUGGAAAGACUGUUUUAUCCUACAUUUAUAGUUCCCAAUCUGAAAAGGAUGCGUGUGUUAAAGUGUGAAAUAUUCAUCCUGUGGAGCUCAGAAGUCGCCACGUUUCCACAGCAGACUUGAGUCUUUUCAGCACCACGGACAGCGACAUUCAUCCGCUCUGCAGCUGUGUGUGAAAUUUUCUGGAGACGAGGAAGAACUGCUGUUGAAUGAGCUUCGAAAAGUUAACACACAUCACCUCAGCUGAGACCGAAACGAGCUGACGGGCCGCAAAGAUGAGAAACUCUUCAUGAAGUGAUGAAAGGUGGAUGAGUGCUGAGGUUUGUUUAGGUGUAAAACGUCUCUGAUUAUCUCCGUAACACGCUCAGAUAGGUGGAAACGAGCGUGAUGGAGGAGUUUAUUUUCAGUUUCUGUGCUGAUGGAGUCAUAACGAAGACUCUGAGUGUGAAAGAGCUUUGGAUACUUCUUCUGUAACUCCUGACUUUCUCCAGUUAACACACGGGAGCUGAAACCGGCAUGAAGCUGAGAAAAUCUGAGACCUGAGGAGCAGAGCGGAGUGUCAAAAUCUGGGAGGAAGAGGGAUGGAAACGCUGAUAAGAUAAUAAAGGCCGGAGUUAUCAGUCUGAGUCGACCUGCAGCCAUGCAGAGCAGAGUGAUAAAGUGUGUGUGUGUGUGUGUGUGUGUGUGUGUGUGUGUGUGUGUGUGUGUGUGUGUGUGUGUGUGUUUGAGACUUGGUCUUUUUCUUCCUGCGUCCUUCAGGCGUUUGUUAAACUCAAGAAAGAUAUUAAAAAAAUCCAUCUGAUCAGACAGUAACAAACAAAAACACACAAAUGCACAAAAACACCCUUUUUAAAUUGUUUAACCUCUUUUAAAGUUUUUGAAAUCAUUGAUUACAAAGACAGAAACAUUUUCCUGCUCUGAAUCGAUGAUUUGAUGAGUGUGCCGAGUAUGGUCUCUAAAAGUAAAAAGGAGUUUGUUUAAAAUGUACUUUAACUAGAGUUUUAAGUUUUGUCUUUAAACCUUUGCUCUACUGAUUGACCACAAUGGAGGGGCGGAGCCGAGACAUGUCCUCCAAAGAGGUGGCCAAUCAGAGGAAAGUAGUCUCGUGGAGGGGAGGGUCUUAAAGAGACAGAUGAAACCUUGUCUUUUUACUUAAGUGAUUUCAAACAUGAUAAGUCGUAGGGCUGGAAGAUAUGUCCUCAAAUCAAUAUCACGAUAUAUAUUGAUCAGUUCACCCCGAUAACGAUAAAUGGACGAUAACUACUCCACAAGCUGCUCACCCCCUCCCACAUUAACUUUGUCUACUUCAGCCGCUACAACUUUUGAACCGUCCUCCAUCUCCUCACCUGUCUUUCCCUCUUUGUUACGGACUGGAUGGGGUGGAGUCACGUCUCUGAUAUAGGACAACGUCUUAAAGGGACACGAGACCAUCAAUGACGUCAGUUAUUGUUGUAAUUUUCAGUAUCUGUAAAUUUUCGGUUCAUCGCCCAGCCCUAAUAAGUUGUUAUUCUUUCUUCGUCACACUCCACAUGCUGAACUUGAUAACUGUGGAAGGAAAGACACAAAUCUGUUUUUUUUUUUUUCUUUGACUAACAAUAUUUUUGUGUUUUGCACAGAUUUCUGCUCCGUCCUGAAGAUAACCGAUCAGUCCAACGAGGAGAUCCUCUGCAAAAUCUUCUGUAAGAAGCUGGAGGACCACCCCAAGGUCUUACAAGUUGGAGACAUUGUACGACUGCACGGAGUCAAGGUCUGGAUUCACGUUAACUGAUUCAUUUAGAAAUUAAACUGUUUUAUUGUUUUGAUUUUUUUUACUCUUCAGGUAGAAUAAAAACUUUUCAAACCUGCAGAUUUCCUCAUGAAGAAGGAUGAUGUCUUCAAAGCUGAACGAUUGUUCUUGUCCUCUUUGCAGUUUCAUUACUUCAGAGACUCCAAGGAGCUCCUCAAAACCUUUGGUUUCUCCGCGUUGACCUUUGACGGGGUGGUGGGCAAUCCCGUGGAGCCUCGGACCUCCAGCCAGUCCGUCCACUUCGACGAGGAAGACAGACGAAGGGUCGAGGAGCUGCGAUCCUGGUAUUCAGCAAAGAGCGUCCUCCCCGCUGUCUCCACGACCCCUCUGUCGGCUGUGACGCCCAAAGUUUACUUCGACCUGACCUGCCAGCUGCUGGCCAAAACUUUCAUCGACAACACCCGCACCCUGCUGAGCGUAAGAGCGAAACAACACACAUGCAGCGUACACACAUGGUUCCUGCUGGUUGACAGUCAUAACAGUGUGUCUGCCUGUUUGGUCGAUACUCUGUGUUUUUAGGUUUUUACUCACUUGUUUUCCUUUAAGUCUGAGUGUGUCCAAACAUCUUUGACAUCUACUGUGACCACGGUUUCAGUCUAAAAUAUCCCCUCUCUUUGUCUUAUAGCGGAAUCAUUUUUCAGACUUUUUUUUUCAAGAUACAAACAAGAACAAACUUGUUUUCUGAUUAAAAAGUGCAGCCGUUUGGGUACCGAUGGCCUCGCAGUCCUAGUGCACCCCAUAUACAGGGGCUAUUAUCACUGUUGUAUCGGUCACUGGUUCAAGUCCUGCAUGUCUACCCCAACUCUCUACUCCCUAAUUUUCCAGCUCUCCUAUUUCAAAGUCAAAAAUGCUGCAAAACAUAAAAUAACUUUCAGAAAAUGUAGCUUUUAACUCACAUGAUAAUUCUUAAAAAGUUAGAGACCGGUCCAACCUGAGCUGACAGACAAAAUAAAUAUUGAUUUAUCAUUCCUGACAUCAAACUUCUACAAAUUAACCAUUCCUAAUCACAAUCUUGACGAAGUUGACAAAGGAUUUGUUUGGAAUGAUCAAUAAGUAAUGGAGUGUGACUCUGUCUUUGUGUCGUUGCAGAGCAGAGGAUUCAGAAAGUCUGACAGUGAGAGACACAGAGUCUGCUGCUCAGUUACUUUGAGUGGAUAAAAAAACUCGUCAUGAACCCCCGAGAACUUAAAAACACUUCCUCGAUAAAGAGUUUUUGGUUCUUUUAUUCUGAACGAUUUUAUUUAUGGAGGUCAAAUGGAUCUAAUGUAAGUGACUGAAAUCAGCUUUUUAAACACUGAGAUGGAGGAGGAAUCAGAGAGAUAGAGAGACGAUCUCUGGAUGUUGAUGUUGCUGUGCUGUUGUUUGGUUUUCAGGCUCGUGUAUCCUUUCAUUUACUUCAUUUUGUUGUAAAUUAACUGGAGGCACACAACCACAGGCAGUAUUUGUAGAUUUUGUUUAAAUAAAUUCAACAUCACAGACUUUGAUACUAAUAACCUGCAGAUCUGAAGACAGUAACCUUUAGUCUGUGAUGUUUGCCGCUAAUAAACACCUGAAAAUCCCUCUGUGUUCGCUCUGCAUCAUCACAGUCACAGGAAGCUCCCCCUGAGGCCGUUUACCGUCAGCUUACGUCUAUUAGUCCUCGCCGUCUUGUGUUCGUUACCCGUCGUCCCUUGUUUAUUUCUUGUCACCGAUGUUAAUGUGACUUGUUGUCUCGUUAGGAUGGGUGCACAUAAAGAAGCUGCUCUCCUUCAGUCGGGGAGUGGAGUCAGGUGGCCUCGGUGGGAGGAGGUCUCGUGUUUUCUUAUCUCAGUCCUGAGCUGUUUUACCUGCCACCUCGGUUUUCAGAGGAGAAACGAGGCUUUAAGUGGAGCCUGGUUUGCUGCCAGUGAGGCUGAUAGAAGAGAUAAAUGUGAGCGGGAUUUGGCAGGGACUGCUGGUCGGCUGCCAGUCUCCUCUCACUCUGAUUUCUAAAGCUGCUCCGAGCGCUGCCUGCUGUUACACAACCACACACACAUCCAGGAGAGGAUCCUUUCCAGAUCAUAAACGCCUAUUAGACCAAGAAUAGAAUUUAAUACCUCUCCUCAAGCAUACGAGAUCAACGUCAACAAAGGUUUUUUAAGCAUUCUUUGCUCCUGACGGUAUUACUGUGAAGCAGGAUUAAAUAUGAAUAAAUCUGACUGUGAAGAGUCUGGGGGCAACUUUAGAAAAAACUAUUCUGACUUUUUUUCUUGUUAUAGUUUUUGUUUUACAGCUCAGGGUGUCCUGAUGUGACCCCGAAUACAGGUUUCUGGGACAGUUUAGUUUUUGUUCAUGGAUGUGUUAGCUGAGCUCCUCUUCCUUCUCUACUGCUUCUCCUCCUUCUCAUGUUCCUGCUCUCCUCCAUCCUCCUGUUCUCCUCCCUUCUCUCUCCUCAUCUUGCGCCUCCUUCCUCUCCUCCCCCUGCUGCUCUUCUCUGUCCACCUCUUCAUCUUGCUCACCCCUUCUCUCCUCCUUCUCUCCUCUUCCUGCUGUCUUCUCUCUGCUCUCCUCCUCCUCUUCCUCCUCCUCCUCUUCACCCUGCUCUCAUCUCUCCUACUCUUCUCUCCUUCUCUUGCACCUCCUUCCUCUCCUCCUCACUUUCUCCUCUUCCUGCUCUCCUCUCCUCCUCCUUUUCUCCUUUUCUCCUGCUUCUCCUCCUCCUCAUCUCCCUGCUCUCCUCCUUUCUCUCUCCUCAUCUUGUGCCUCCUUCCUCCCCCUGCUUCUCUACUCUCUCUGCUCUCCUCUCUCCUCCUCCUGCUCCUCUCCGUGCUCUCCUGUCCUUCUCUUGCUCCUCCCUUCUUUCUCCUUUUCCUCUUCCUUCUCUCCCUGCUCUCCUAUCCUUCUCUUGCUCCUCCCUCCUUUCUCCCUCUCCUCUUCCUUCUCUCCCCGCUCUCCUUCUUUUCACCUCUUUAUCUUGCUCACCCCUUCUCUCCUCUUCCUGCUCUUUUCUCUCUGCUCUCCUCUCCUCCUCCUCCUCCUCUUCACCCUACACUCAUCUUCUCCUGCUCUCCUCUCCUCCUCCUCCCUUUCUCCUCUUCCUGCUCUCCUCUCUCUCCUCUCCCUCUCCUCCUCCUCCUCCUCCCCCUGCUCCUCUCCUCUCCUCCUCCUCUCCUUUCCCCUCCUCCUCCUGCUUUUCUCCCUGCUCUCCUCUCCUCUUCCUCCUUCUUCUCUCCUCCCCUCUUUAGUUCAAUCUUUUGAGUCUUGCUCGUCUCCUGUAAACUCUUUGCAGUCUUGGUUUUACAUGAAUGUCCAUUAAAAACACAUGGAGGGGCGGGGAGCUCACAGAACACAGUCCUACCAAUAAAUAUAAAUUUCACAUACACAUAAUAAUUCUCAUUGAUCGAAGUAAAGAUCACGAUCAAGAGGACAGCCAGAGUAGUUUGGGUUCAGAUGUACCAGAUGAGUUUGGGACUGAAACUCUGCUCUCUAUAAUUCCCCCCCCUGCAGACAGUCAGACUCUUGUUUCAUAUCAUGUUUGUAUUUGUCUUCAGGUUUGGGACGGGACCAGGUGUUCUUACCCGCUGGCGAAGGUGAAACUGGACCCAGAUGUCACAGAGGGUCCGUCCUCAUUCUGUGAAGAGAAAGAAAGCCUCAUCGCCAACAUCCUCGUCUAUGACAACCACUCGGUGUUCGCCAGGCAGCUAAAGGUCAGGACUCACUGUUGCAAACCCAAUACUUCAAAUGAUAAGACAACACACCACACCUGUGCUAUCAUCAUAACAUCCUGUGGACUUAUAUCUCCUAAAGUGGGAUAUAUCAGACAUAUUCUUUUGGGUGAAUGGGGCUUAAAUGGUUUUCUCGUGGCCUUGGGAUUAUCCUCCAUGAUGAGGCGCUCAAAAGUUACACUUGAACUUGUGCAUCAACAAACAUUCAUAAGAGUAUUUUUAUUUCCUCAUAUGUCUGGGUUGCAGAAUGUAACAUUGUAGGUUCAAAAGCAACUUUGUGAUGUCACUAAUUGGGAAAAUCACCAAUUAGUGACAUCACAAAUUGAGAAAAUUUCAUGCCCAUCUUGCUCAAUUCUCGUGCCUGUUUUAAAAAAGCCAUUCAAAGCAGCCUGCAGUCCCGUCUUCAACAUUUUAACUUGAUGUUUGCGUAAUACCACCUCUUAAAGUGUAGAUUAAAUAAAAGGAAUCACUUCCUUUUACUUUUUGAAAAAAUCCAGGAACAACCCUUGCACAGCCGCCUGCAAAUCCCUCCAAAAUUCCCUCAACAAAAGCGGUAAUUUUAACCCUUCAGCGCUCAGAGGUUAGGUAAAAUGUGGGUUAUUUUGUUUGCCUUGUUGUGUUGAGUUUGAUCGAAGCUUGACCUUAAAAAAACCCCUCCAGUCACAUAAUGGCCCGACCAAACCAACCAAUCUUGGCAGCGACAGACAAAAAAACCCCUAUGAGGUAAAAUAGCUGUUUUUGUCAGAGUAGUCUGGUGGCUUUGAAAAGGCUGAUGUAGCAGCUGUUUCUGUUUGAAACAAAAGCCCCGUACUUUGACAAAAAAAGCCCAUCACAGCAGCAGCUAUCCAACCGUAAUGUUGUCAGACACGGAAAACAACAACCCGAGCUUAUCAGUGGCAAAAACCAACAUGCAGAUGACUCCAUUUAAUGAGGUAGUUAAUUAAUGAGGUAUUUUAUUUAAUUUGAUCUUCAUUUAGCCAGAUUAGCCCUAGUAGGAUUAGAUAUUUCUUUUCCAAGAUAGACCCGGUGAAGUAUGGCAGCAUCAUGGCCUUCAGAGUAAGAUCAGACUGUAGACUUUUCCAGGCAGAAGAUGCAGAGUACUUCAAGGCUUUCUUCCUCGAAAUCAGUUGAAACUUUGGGAAUAAUUCACAGCAUAUUGUCCACCAAAUGAAGAUUAGGAAUCCCAUUUGUCAAGACCAAAGGGAGUUCCUCCAAACUUUUUCCAACAUGUCUUCACUGAUGAAGAUCUUUGUGCCCGAGCCGGCAUGUACAUAAAACAGUCCAACUGACUUUGACACAGCUGAAAGAAAGUUAGCGAUAACUGGAGGCAUUCAUAAUCACCAUAAUCAAGGAUAAAUGAAACAGUCUACUGUUUUUGGAGAUGAAAAACAUAUGAGUUUAUCUUUGCCUGCGUGAAGAACAAGUUUCAGUCGACCAAAUCAAAAACAUGCUGAAGAUUUUAAAAACGCUUAAGCAGGUGUGAGUUCACAGAUAUAAAUGACAGUAUCAUCAGCGUAAAAAUCUGAAAAACAUGAGGAUUCAUUUAAAUUGUAAAUAAUAGUGGGCCCAGAGCUGAACCCUGUGGGACCCCUUCAUGAAUUUAAGUCUGUAUACAAAGAAAAAAUAAUGAAUGCAGGUUAAAUUCGGUAACGACAUGUUGCUUUUAAAGACAGUUUUGACUGUAAAUUUGCGUUUGGACUGACUCCUCAUGGAUUUAUAUUCGUACCGCUUUGUAGAUUGGAUGUAACACCAGACAAAUCUCCCCUCUCUUAUAAAAAAGGCAGUCUGCUGUGAAAUAAGUGUGUGUGAGGUCUGUGUGUGAAGGACAUCCGUCUUCAUUCAGGUCACUGAGACAUGAAUUACAUCGUAGCGGUCACAAAGUCACAUUGAAUUACACCAAACAUUGAGCGCACAUGCCUUCAUUCAGCUCUCUGUCGCUCCUGUUAUUCUCAUUCAGGUUUAUUGAGCACGUUUCAGGACAGAUGAAACCAUAAAGGAUUUCUGCUGCGUUAUACUUUCCUGUCAUUUCCAUCAGAUGGAUUUAACAUCCAUUUAGACUUGAACAGGUGAAAUUUGUCAAUGUCAAACUCUAUAUGACCCCUUCUGGUUCCUUGAGCUCCAGGUCUUGUGCAAAUAAAAAACCACGAGUUUUGUAGUGAGCUAUAUCACAGGCCGUUUCUGAGUCUUUUGUGUUACUGCUGCCAGCAUUCACUCUCUGCUGCUCAGAGCUGCUCUGUGCACUCUCCUCCUGAGUUUCUUCCUGGAGUGAAAAGUUCCUGAUUCACUCCUGAUAACUAAUAAAAAUAACCCAAUAUCAUUAGACUUAUGUUUGGAUAUUUAUUUUCUGCACCGUCCUUUGGUUUUUGCACAGGAAGAAAGAAUUGUUUAAUUUGCUCUAAAUACGUGCAAAAUGGAUCAUUUAAAUGUAUGCAAACAUCACUAACGCACAGAAAUGCGGCCCAGUUUGUGGAGCAUUAAACCGUUUGUGCUUUAUGAAUUCGACAAGGUCAUUUUGGAUAGGUUUAUUGAAUAAUAGGAGAAUAAGAACAACUGAAAUCCUCCAUAAGUAAUCUGGCCCUCCGUCAACUUCAGACCUAUUUCGACGAUCGUGUCACUUCGAGGAAAACUCUGACUGAGCAACCGAAUAUUUCGUGAAUACGUUCAGUCACAUGACACAACAGGAAGUACCUUAACACUGUCACAGAAGCCUUCUUUAGUCCCUCAGGAGUUUCUCUGCUUCCAACACCUUAUAUUCUUACACAGGGCUGCAUAAUAGUCAGAGAUGUGCGGCUGCAUAUCUACACAGAGGACUUGACUUUAUAAACUUUUAUCUUCCUGAUGUCGCCGCCGCCGCCGCCACUCUGUAACUACUUUGGAAAAGACAAUGGCUGGUUAGAAUUGUAUCAUUUGAUCAAAUAAGCCUCUUUAAAAUGGCCCCAUCCGGUAAAAAUGGGCCUCUCCCACCAAAUGACAGACAAUUGUUUCCAAUAGCUCUUUGAAUCGCAGCCGUGAAAGCCUUCAUCUUUCAUUUUUAGAUUAUUCCUCAUGUUGUUGAGCGCCCUGAGGUCCUCGUCCUUUUCGUCUUUUAACACUUGUGAUCACGACAGAGCGAUCCGUGAGUGGAUGAAGCUGCAGAGGACAGAAGAAAGCAGGCAGGGGAAACUGCAGGAGCUUUUCACAGUUUCCACACAAGGACGUCGUCCACCCUGUAAUAAUCAUAAAUAAAUCUGCUCGAACCGGAGGAAUCACUGAUUAUAGUCAUGGGAGCCGCAUCCUCAGACCCCCUGGUGCAGAGCUUAUCCCACACAGUCACAGUUUGACUUUAUACACAGCCGUCUGAUAAGUUUGCACUGACCUCUGGGUACUUUCAUUGCCUUUCUCUUUACUUCUUAACUUGUUUUUAGUAAUCUGGAGGGCUGCGGCACUCCAACCAGACUUUAAUACAGAGACUUCUCUUCUUUGUUUGCUUUAUCUUGGUCUCUCACUGUGACCUUGAUUCUAACGUCACUGAAAGUUUCAAACAGCCUUUGGUUCGUUAAGCCUCGAGGAUUCGGAGAAAGAGAGGUUUAGUACUUCAGCUCUUUAAACAACAUAGUAUGUCUCCACUGUAUGCUGUUGUGCAGAGAUUAGGGGUGUUCCAACAAGGGUACUUCAAGAUUUGAUUAUGGGAGCUUCAAUUCUUUGAUCAUAAUGAUUGUCGAUUUGAUUAUUGGUGCCACAAUUCUUCGAUUAUUGUCAUUUUUAAUGCUUUUUCACAUACAAGAUUGAUUUUGUCUUCAUCUGUGAUUACAUUUGUAAAUAAAUAGCCUCAACUCAUUUGACCUACUUAACUUAAACUGGGAAGUUUGGAGACGGUCUCCAGGAUGGUCCUCUGUGUGGCGGGCACAACCGGAGGAGCCUUCUCUGUUUUGGGAUGAAAGUGUACAAGGUGCCGCCUCAUGUUUGUGGUGUUGCUGAGGUACUUUAUUUUUGAUUUGCAAAUCUUGCUAAUCACGUUGGUCUUGUCAGUUGUCUUGUUAUAAUCCAAAGGACUUCCACACAGUUGCAGUCAACCCCGGUAGCGAGAGAAUCGGCUGUUCUUUGGAGGCUGCUGAAGCUGUUGCCAUUUUGCGAAGAAACUGGCGUGCUUUGUUUGUUGCGGUCCUACUCACUAAACAGUCCAAGUGGCGCACGUGCUAAGGUUCCGGUUAAACCUUUUUCCGUUCCAGCCUUGCAACAAAGCAUCAAUUUAUUAUUUAUGUAUUUAUUUUAAGCAUGGGCGUUGAUUUAUUGUUGCUGAAUCGUCAUCGGCGAUGCAUCUACACAGCAAUGGAUUGCACCAACCUUUAGCAGAGAUGAAGCUAGAAUACCUCUGUGAUAGGUAGGGACAUCUCGUGUGUUUUGGGCCAGAAUCUGAGCAGUGGAGGUCGGCUUUCUGGAACUGCAAAUUUGACUUUCAGUACCUUUGGUCUCAUGGGUAAAUGGGGAACAUCCCUCCAGUUUAUAAGGUCUAAAGCAGUCGUUUGAUACCAAAAUAUACACGCCAGUUUUCCUUGCAAAGAAAAAAAACAACAUCAGCAGUAAUUUUUAUACUUGCCAAUACCAAUAAUGAACUCUUGAAAGCUACAGACACUGUGCUGAUAACACCGUGCAUCCCUCUAUGUCAGAAAUGUGAAAAAAAUGACCUGACUGUUUCUGCUGUUUCUCACUUACUGGGAAACUUCAAGACCAUCUGAAUUUGCAAAACCGCUCCCACUCCCUGAGCCACUCUGCCUCCUCUCAGGCUUUUGGGGUCCUACUUCAGUGUUUCAUUAAAAAAGCAAGACUUCUGCUGCCGUCACUGCAGCUCUACAGUUGCCUCAUUCUGUUUGGGGUUAGACUCUGCAUCACAUGUGCAGUCCACUGAUGCAGGUUCUCCUGGUGCACUCGCCAUGUUUGUCUUGCUGCAACGAUCUGCACCCUCCGAUCCUUAACACUUUUAUAUGGAACUUUUAAUAAGUGAAAAUCAGUUGAGUGCACAUCUGAGUGAAGUCGUCUUAAUUAUGACAGCAUUAACUCUAACUUUGACUAUAAACUUGACUCUUGUCCCAUCUGUUAGCAUGGAGGAGGCUGACUUCAUGAGCUAAACUGCAGUUAGCCAGCAGGGGGAGCUCCAAGUUUUGUGGCUUUACUUUUGGGGUACAUGCCCUCCAUGUUAAUAAAGGAAAAGUUAGGGUUGCUACAUCCACUUGUCAAUGAGAAAACAUCAUAAGAUUGGCAAUAUUGCGAUAUAAACAGGAAAAUUGAAGAAUCCAACUCCUUAAAACCUCAUAUGCUCAGGAUAAACCUGUAAAUAAAAGUCAUGGGUACAUCUCGGUAUGAGAACAUUUAUUUUACCUCGACUCAGGAGUUUGAAUUUUAUAGUUUUUUCAUAGUUCAGUCUUAUUUCUGUGCUUGUGUGAAUAUUAAGAAGAAAAACCCAGAGCUGUUUUCCUCUUUCAAGUCUUGAAUUAGUUCUGAGCAGACAGCGGGGGCUUGUUCUUCCUGCGGAGAGCUCAUCAGCGAGUUCGCGCUCGUAAUGGUUACACAAAACGACUUGAUGAUGCUCUUUAAUAUUCGCUUUAUUUACUAAUUGUCUGCCUAACUGAGGCUAAUUUCCUCUCAUUAAUUUUUUAAAUUAACGCCGUGUGAAGUGAUCGUCCGUCGGAUGUUGUUAAAGAGUCCCAGGGUCUGUUUUUGUGUUUCAGCGCGCGGUGCCGCUCUCCACUCUAUCCCCGUGAUGCACGUCUGCUCUCGACCCUGCAGGCGUUAAAGGACUCAUCAGCAGAGCGGCUUCAUUAUACAGGAUAUCUUUAACCACAUCUGAAUGCAGUAAAUACACUCCAUUAACACAUGAUUUAACUUACAACAACAGGCGAGGUAAUGAGUUUAAAGUGAUGCCGUGAAUGUAAUUACCUCGUAUGCAUAUAAAAGCGCCUGGAGGGACAGGUGUUUUAAAUAAGACGCCCCUUCAGACGCCAUGACACUUCAGCUGUUUUCAGUGUGUGGACUCUCAUACUGUCUGCCUCUGCUGAAUUAAACAUUAAUGAAUAAUCUGGAGGUCACUGGUUUACAUAAAGCUUCAGAAAAUGAAGUGGAACAAGAUGACAUCUCCGUUAGGGAAAAAAAAAACACGGUACGCGCUCCGAGAUAGCUGGGGGGAUUUUGAGCGGUCGGUGUCCUGGUUUUAAGACGGAUCUGUCCUGCGGUCUCAGGUCUUAAAAGAGUGAUUUUCUCAUCCUUAACCGCUCUGAAGGAGAUUAAAGCUGCGAAAAUUUGAAAUCAUAAAGAAAUACGUGUUUGAUUUUAACCAAAAUAAGCUAGCUCGUAGCCCAGUUAGCACAAAACGAUAGAGACGCACAGUUUUGUCUGCUCUGAAAGGACUGACUCUUUUUCUUAGAAGUCUGCUGUGUUGGUUUUGUGUUUAUUAUAACAAUCACUUAAUUUAGAGAGUACAGUGCUUUGACUAAUCAAGAGAAAGGAAAAGAGAAAGACAUCACAUCAGGAUAAAAACAGAUGAGGGGCUGUGAGGUCCAAAUAAUCCAAUAAAAAAAUGAAUUAAUGAAGUAAAUGUGAUUAAAGACGGUAAAGGAGGGGAUUAAAUAAAGACGUGUAAACAAACGGCUCAAACUAGAGCAUUAAAAUAUGAGUUUUUAAAUAAAAUGAGGUCAAUAAGUCAAAGGUAAGAAAUAGCUAAAAGUUGAAUUCACAUUGGUGCGGGUCUGUGAAAGUGAGUUUUCAGAAGUGAUGUCUCUGAUUCUCCUCAGGGAGUCGAAAAAACUCGACCUCCUUUAGAUUUGAGUCUCGACUUUGGGAGGAUCAUCAGGACGUCACCUGAGGAUCUCAGACUGACAGAUCAUGUGGCGUCAGCAUUUCUAUCACUUAACCCAGACGAGCUUUGAAAGGGAUCGGUAAAAUCUUAAAAUCAUUUCUAAAAACGUACACAUGGUGUUGGUUAAAACCAGUAAGAAGAGGAGCUGCUGCGUUCUGGACAAGAUGGAGGCGAGAGAAAGAGAUUUGGAGGAAGUGACAGUAACCUAACCGAGAGAAGAGGCGAGCAUGGAGGACUUUUUCCACGUUUGAUCAGGACAGAAGUGAUUUAAUCUUGGAUAUGGAUCUUAAACGAAUGAAACGAGAUUUUCUGUCUCCUGAUCGGCAGUCUGAACCUAAAGAAGGACGACUGUGACGAAAGCUGUGACGGAAAUGAGCCUUUAAAUAUUUCCUUGGGUGAGAAAAAGACCGUGGAGGGCGUGAAAACGCUCAGCCGAGGUGUAAGGAUUAAUUUAAGACCCAUAUCAUUUUAGCAUCUUGUUUUCUGUGAAUAGAAAACACUCUCAUGGUUUUUUCGACAUCUUCUCUCACUUUGCCUUCAGUCUGAUUUGAUUUGAUGAGUUGAAAAGCGUACUACAAAAUAUCACUUUAUUUUGGUCCAAGUGUGCGGUGUUAAUUAGUACCAAUCUGCUCUCGACACCAGCUAGUGUGAACCCAAAGACUCCUGGAUAAAUCUGUGAAAGACUCUGAAAGUUCGUUACAAACAGAACAGCAAAAAUAAAAACACUUUCUCUGAAUCUUAUCUGAGGAAAAGUCAAACACAAUAUUUAGUAUCAUCCUUUAUCCAUGUCAGUCAUAUUCUGUUUACGCCCCUCGAUAAAUCAGUCGAUCAAACUAUCUGUCUGUAUUUGUGUAAAAACGCUGGUCUAAGCAGCAUCAAAUAAGAAAGCUUCUUGGAGCUGACGGAGCGCCUGUCAGUGAUAUUUUUUUGAAGCAAUACCUGCUCAAUAUCCUCAAGAUUGAAGCAGAUAAUAAAAACCAAAUAAGUUUUAAAUGUCUGUUGGGACGCCAUGCUAAACUUCGAUGUAAGCUGACAAAACAAUUAAAGCAAGCCAUGGUGUUAGCCUAGCUUAGCCUUACCUUGGAGCAGACGUAUUUAUGCUUGUUUAUUUUUGUGACAUUUAGCUGGAAAUGGAGCUUUCAACACUAUUGUAUCCACUGUAGGCCACACUCCUUCUGUGUUUUCGGCUUUGGAAAGGGAAAGAAAAUGACUCCCCCAGCCGGACUUUUGGAGUACCGAGUGUCUGAUAUCGCUUCACCAUUCCGCUUGUGGUCUGCGGCUUAUCGGACCCUGCUUACAAAGUAACGAUUGCUAGGCUUUGUGAUUGGACAGUGACCGUUUGGGGGUGUGGUUUUGCGAAAGGUCAAGUAAGAAGCCAAAAAUAUAUAUAUAUAUAUGGUCCAUCCUGUUUCUUUGGCUUUCACUGCAGCAGUUUGUCAAACCUGCACAUAUAUUUAUGACAUUUUUCUCUAAAAUACGUUAUAGUUUGAAUCCAGAUGUAAUAAAGGCAGAAACAUUGAACUGAAAGUGUCUGUAGUGCAGCACAAACUCCAAUCUGACCUCUGAAUGGAGGAGACGAAACCAUUCAGGACACAGAGAGCCUGUAAGUGAAGCCUAGAAUGAUGCAUCAUGGGUAAAAUGCCCGUUUGAUUGGAAUUUUUCACACUUGUCCCUCAACACCAGUCAGUCAAUUCACCUCACACACUCACUCAGCGUGACACACACCGUGAGCCGGUCCACUAAAGGAGUGUUUGAACAGGAAUAUUUCCCCCAAUUACCAGGCUCCUCUGGUGAAUCAUCAGUGAUAUUGUGUGAAAUCGACUGAGGCGUCUCUGUGAGAGGAAGGCCAUUAGGAGAGAAAGGAGCCCAUUAUGAUGAGGAGAGGAGUCGAGAGUAAGAGAGGAGAGGGAGUGCUGUGUAAACUCUGAGUGUGUGUAUGUGUGUGUUUGCUCCUCUGGCAUUGAUUUUCUCAGAAACAGACACAAGCAGAUGAUGAAAACAUUUAUUUCAAUGGUACUUGUUUAAGAAAGGUAGAAACCUGCAUACUUGAUGCAACUACACCAGUUUGAACCAGAAAAACACUCAAACAUCUGAGUUCACCAGGAAAUAAGUCAAGAGAUCAAAGUAAACUGUCUGCUGCCAUACAGGCUCUAUGGAAGUUAGCAUUCUUAAAAUGUAGGGCCGUGUUUUGUUUUUUCUAAAUUCUGUUUUUUUUUUUUAACUUUUUACACAUAUUUACUACCAUAUGGUGUGUACUUUUAGUGUCAGUAAAUAAUAUGCCAAUUAAUAAAAUGCAAAUAUUCCUAAAUUAUAGCUGUAAUACAUCAUUGCCCAGUAUUUCAAGUUAAAACAUAAUGCUGUAUUAUAGUAAAAGCUUUUAGUACAAAGUUUUAAUAAUUUUUAAAUGGUUGAGUCACAGAAAAAUUGAAUGUACAGUUUAAUUAGACAGUCUUUUUCUUUGUUUCUAGACAACAAGUGGUCGUCAGAUGUAUUUUUGCGUUUCUAGUCAAUGGUACGCUGACAGAAUUUGUCACCUGAUGUAUAAAAGUCAUUUGGAUAUUGCUCAGCUCUGUACUUUGGAGACAGACAAGAGUUUCAAAGUUUUUUCACAGAUGUAGCCGGUGUCUCUUGUAGGGCUGUAAUCAACCAAAGAAAUUCUUGGUCGACCAAAACCCCAGAAUUUUUAACUGUGACGGCAAACCCUUCAGCCCGGGGGACAAUGUGGCUCGGCGGGGUGAAAAUAUGCUGAUAUCCGCACAAGAAAAAAUCUGAAUAAAAAUAGAUAUUCAGCAAACCACUGGACGUCAGUUAACGUUGAGGCUCUUCAAUCUUUCUGUCUCUAGCUGGUCUCCAGUAGGUCAGGCAAAUCCAAAAUGGUGAAAACAAGGGGGGUGUUCUGAGACAGGCUGUUACCUGUAAAACAGGGGUGCUCUGUAAACACCCCUAUUAGCACUUGGUACAUUCCUCCUGAUGAAAUUAACCAUAGACUGUAAAUUGAUGUGGCAAAAAAAUCGAGUCAACCAAUAAAGUUUCCUGAAUUUACUUUUUUUUAGUCUUGCUGCAGGUUUUUGUCUCGUGCAGCGAGACUAUCAACCUCAAAUCAUCCUGCUUUGGCUUCAACCCUCUGAGAAAAGUCUUCAACUUUAACACAACAAAUCCUUUAAGUCACCUGAGCACCUGUCGUUGGGUUGAAGAAGUAUUAGGCUGUAGUGCCUUUUUCAAAAGUGCAAAAAGUUUUACCAAAGACAUCCCAAAGUGAGAACAAGAAAUGACACAAUCAGCGAAUUUUCAGAUAAUACUCUGAUAAUCUUGUCUGCAUGUUUGUUUUGUGUAUUUCCAGUUUCUUCUUCUGCUCUGUGUGGCUGAAACAGCAUUUCUAAAUAGAUCAUAAAUCAUAUUUUCUAAACUGAAGACAUGAGUUUAGACCCGGCCUCCAGCAUCCGUGCAGAUGUCCAGAUCCACAGCCUGCAUUAUAUGACCUUGCACACUCCAAUGGCGAAAGUAUUGGGCUCUCACAAACAGGAAGUGCUUGAGCUCCGGAGUGCAUGCGGUAGUUUCGGACCACAGAGCUGAGUCCAGCCAGAAACACAAGCACGCUAUAAAGACGAUGAAAUCCUCGGAGGCAGACUGAGAAUUGUGAGUUUGGGCUAUAAAAAUGAAAUCUGACAUGAUUUGACUUAAGUUGACCCGACAUGACAGUGUGAUCUUACAUGAAUAGACAGGCGCUCUUCUGUAGGGCAUCGGAGACAGUCGGGGUUUGACUUUGGAAAGAUUCUGAUGAAAUCUAUUUCAUGGAGUUACAUCAGGUUAAAUGCAAAUAUCACAGCAGGACUACACGCUCAGUGUGUGUCAGCUGACAUCUGACCGCGACUACAUGCUGGUCCUGUUUGCUUUAACCGGCCUUGGUAAUCCAUUAGAUCCAGCAUCCAGGGAGCUCACCUGCAGCCAGGUGAGACAGAAUCAUGUUAACAUGCUGUGCUAAUGUUCUCCACAUUUGCAGCUCACACACUCACAUGGAGUCGGAUGAGUUUCUCUCACUGUCAGUGUUGGAUUGUAUCCUAUCACAAUGUUGUGUUUUUUUUUCUAAAGUGUCAGCUUAUCUGCCCAUCUGGUUAUCCAUCCAUCCAUCCAUCUAUCUAUCCAUCCAUCCAAAGAAAAUGUGCACUGGAUGAGUAAGCAGCUGUCGUUCUACUGCAGCAUGAACGGUGCCGUUCACUCUUAGUUCUGCAUGAUGUGAGCUGGCCUGUUUUUAGAGACAUUUAUGAUCUUUGCUCCAUAGGUGCACUUUGGCUCAUGAUAUUGAUACAGACCAGAUCGACUAAUUAAGUUUUCAAAAUGAUAAGCAAUCAGGUUUCCAGACCAGAUUGAACUAUUAAAUUUGAACUAGAGUUUUCCUGAUGGAUGACUGAGAAAUAUUUAACGAACCCCGACAGACUCUCCGACACAUGCUCCAAAAUCAAAUGAACUCGUCAUUGUUUGUUUUUUCCUUCUCCAUCUAUUUGCAGCCUCACAGUCUCUCUCCAUUAUUGCACUCACUGUUUUUCUGACGACUCCCAUCUCUUCCCCUCAUUUCUCAAUCUCACAUAGACAGUUCCUCACUUCUGUGCCAUUCCUUAUUUGUUCAUUUAUCUCCCCGCUGUCCCUCCUGCAGUUCUUCUCUCUGUAAUGUCACACAAUCUGUUACACAGAUGAUGGUUGCACCAGCUGACCUGCCCUGCUUCUCCAGUUUCUGCUCCUUCUGAACUUUUAGUAAACAAUGCUCAUGCAAUACGAUACAGUACAUGAGGGUAAGAUUCGUUACGAUACAAUACGAUAUAUAUCGUCCCUCGCUGUCUCUCUCUCUGGCGGCAGGUGGCUGUCAAACCCCCAAGGUUCGCCGCAUGCGGAAAGGCACAACUGCGGAAUAGCUGCAAUUUUUGCUGGAUGCAUUUUUGAGGCAAAUUUCGGGGUGAAUUUCAGACACCGGGAAUCACAAGGACUCACAAGAACACGCGAAUUCGCAUGCCAUUGCGCAAUAAUGAGUUGUCUCUGUAAAGACAACCACACAACCAUAAAGGCAGUAGAUUGUGUCCUUCCAGAGGAGGAAAUCCACUCUGUCCAGACCAGUAGAUCAGACACUUUUGUGGAGAUUCGGAAUCAACCGUGGUUAAGUGCAAUAUUUAGCUUUAUCUUGUUCGUCUCCGCUUACGUUUGCAUGGUGUGAAAUACAAUCCGCCUGAAACAUGUAAUGUUUUAUUUUGAAAAGAAGCUGGAUGUUUUAUUCCAGCACGGGCUAAUCUGUGCUGAAUUUAUGCGGCAUGCUGCGGCUUCCAGAAAAAAUAGAACCCUGGUGAUCAACUACGAAGCUUGAUGGCCUUUUCGUUGACGUUCCGCAUGCUGUGGAAUUUUGGGGUCACAUGAGUGCGGUUCUGCUCGAGGUUUCUGCCUGUUAAAGGAAGUUCUUCCUCUACACUGUAACCUGUUUAAAUACCUCAAAGUGCUUCACUCAUGUUGGUUUAAGAUGGGUUUAAUCUUUUCCCAUCUCGAGGUUGGGUCUUUUGUAAUAUGUAAAGCAACGAGUUAGGUCUAGACCUGCUCUUUUGGAAUGAAAACUGUUGUGAUUUCGUAUCAUUAAAUAAAAAUUGAAAUUGAUUGAUACAAUACGAUAGUACACCGAAUAGUUUGAUGAUUAAACAAAGUGAUAUGAAACCAUAUAAAAUGAAACUUUAAGAUUCAAACUGAUACGAUAUGAUACUUCAGACUUUAUCGUCCCUGUUUUAAAUUUACUUAAAAAUUUGUCUUGGACUUAUGGUAGCCACCUCCAAAGUAUUUUUAUUGGUUUAUAAGUAAAAGAAACAAAGAAACAACAUUAUACAAUCUGACUUGUUUCUGUCCAUUGAAUUAUAAUGGAGUAGUUGGUUUGCAGGCUGCAGGGCAGCGUCAGUAAAAUUUAGUCUAUAGUUUCAGUAUUAUAGUCUUUGGAAACAUCUGCUCAAACUUUGUAAGUCAAGUGUCUGUAUUGAUAUAAAAAUCAAAUAUGAAUGACCACGUUCCCCUGAGGACUGGUCUUAUUUUCUGUCGAUGGUGCUCUGAACUUAAGUUUCUCACUGCUGGCACCUUAAACGCCCCUCAGAGCCAAGUUCUGGGAGCCCACCAGUCCAAGAGCAUCUGCUGUCUGUGUUUCAAGCUUUUAUUUGGGUUUGUUUUGUCUCCCCGACUGAUUGAACCAUGUCUACUGUCAGGAAAGAUAAAUAUAUUUUUGAGACUAAAUAUUGGCCCAGUUUAAGUGUGCUGAGAUUCAACAGCCAAACAGGAACGCAGCACGUGCUGAACGUCGUCCAAGUCUGAAAUAAGUCAAGUCUACUGGAAGUCUAAGAGGAUGCAAGCGUCUCUGUUAGGACUGAAGUCUACUGUGAUUCUUUAAUCUUAUGGAUGUGAUGAUAAAAAGAGAGAUGCAUGACCGAAGCCUAAAUACGUUUGAUAUUUGUCCAACAACACCAGCUUGUGUUGUUAGCUCUGAUAAUGUGGGGAUGCACAGUUUUCAUAUUCUUUAUUAUUUGAAUGAACUAAUUUUAUAAAAAAAAAAUAAUAAUAAUAAUCUAGAUUGUAAAUGUUGACCAUAGACUGUAUAUAGGAUUGCACAAUCUGCCUCCUAGCUGGGUAAAGCCACUGCGAGAACAGCACCCUCUGGUGACGGGCUGCAGUAUAGGUCAUAAAUCCCGCCUCCUCCAUCAAUCCCUAUGGAGUUGUGGACAAACUUUAGAAAUUAAUUACACAGAAUAUACAUUUUUCUCUCGCCUGUUUCUGAUGUUGACAUGUAGUUACUGUCAGACUGGUUUGUGCUCAAGUCCUCUUUUUUCUGUACAGCUCCAUUUUUAAAAGUUAUUCAGGGGUUCAUGUUUUAUAUGAUUGACACUUGAUACAGUUGAUGGGCGUACAAAGAUUGCGUAGCUCACGGGGGGAUAUGCUGUUUGAGCCUAGUGUCAUCUUAGGGAUUCUCCCACCGAAUGCGUACAACGCUACUGCACAAGUGGUGGUUCCAGAAAGUGGAGAAAAUCCCGGGAAUACCGAAAGCAAUUCGACUUCAAAUAAUGAUUGAAGGCGGAGCCAAGUUGUCCGUAGUGUAUACAGUCUAUGGUAUUGACAAAUAAAUCCAUCUCACUUUGAAUAUAAAGAAUACAGUGACAUCAACAGGCAUCAAGCAAAUGCCUAGAAAGCUGCAGGUUUGUGCAUAUCUUUGAGUCUCUUCGUUUGUAUUUUUAAGUCAUAUUUCACUGUUUCCCGUGUCGCCGAACCUCUGCCGCUCUAUCUCUUUUAUCCUCUGCAGGUUUCGCGUCAUGGUUUGUUUGUCCAACAUUAAUGCAGCCACAGGGGUGAAAACACACAUUAGCACAGACAUGAACCAUGUUUUCAAUCAUUCUGUUUGAGGUUGUGUAUUCGGCAUGCAUGAAUUACUAACCCUCAGUACAAGUGGACUGCAUAGAGAGGGCUCGGUCCAGAAGAAGGGUUGUCAAGCUGAGUCAUGGCUGCUUGUUUUGUUUUCUUUAAUGGCCUCAUCCUGGCAUGUCGUGGAGGAGCUCUGAGCCAUCGAUUGUUGUGUUCACAUUGUCAUUGUGAGUCCGGGUUCAGCUCCAACUGUUUCCGCUCAUUAUCUCAUUUUUAGCACUCAUGGUUGGCUGACUGCACAUUUCCAUGUCAUUGGAUGUUUUUUUAUUUUUUGGGGGGGUUGUGCAGUAAUGUUGCACGUUCUGUACUCCCACACAGUUUCCUGUUUAUUGAACACAUCUCUUAGGAAAAUGAGACUUUAUGUUGGCCUGCGGGCUCAUAUCUCCUCCAGAAACGCUGUUUCUCCUGGCGCUCUGGGAGUCAGCGGAGCGUCCGUCCAGCAAGCGAAGGUUGAAGCCGCCGCUUCAUUACACCGCUCUCGUCUGUGUGCAGCCUCAUCUCACGUACACAUCAUUUAUUUAAGAUAAUAAAGCCGGGGUCAGAUUUGUCUCUGUGUGAAUGUGAGUGGGUGCGAAGCUUCAUCGUAGGAGCGGAGUUUAAAAACAGCUUUUAGUUUCCAGUUUUUCCCGACACAGAUUGUCCAACAGUCUGUUCUUCUGGCUCUUAAUCAACUCAAGAUAUUAGAGAAGAUGAAUUUAAUAUCCAGUGGAGAAAAAGGACCAACACCAUCCAACACUAGUCAUUACUGGAGGUUUAGUCAAGAGGAACCAGCUUUACUUUGGCCCCCCAACUCCUCCCAUAUCGACCCAACUCUGAAUAAGAGACGACUCCCUAUUUUUAUAACAAGACCAGAUCUUGUUUUAUAAAGAAAUCAGUUUUAAAUGACCACAGUAAUACAACAAACUCUUUACAUAAAAACAUGUUUUCAGUGUCUUUAAAUACUUAAAGUGUCAUAUUUGAACAGAAUUAAAAACAGUCACCUGUCCCACUAAAACAUUUAUUUGAUCAGUAUCUCAUUAUCACACAAAUUUAAAUAAAACCUGUAGGUCUUCAGCUGGAUGGAAAGUCAGGACAAAAAUUGGUUUGGGUUGGAUUAGGUUUAUUUUGGUCUGUGCUGGAUUUGACUCAGUUAGAUCGGGCUGGUUUACUUUGCAUUGAAUGGGACUGGAUUGGACUGGACUGGAUUUGCUGAAUUUUGUUUUAAUUGGAUUGGACUGAAUUUGAUUGGAUUGGAUAUGAUUGGGUUAGAUUUGCUGGAUUGGUCAUUGGAUUACUCUUUUGGAUUAUAUUGAUCUAAGUGGAUUGGAUGGAUUAGCUAUGUCCUCAAAACAUGUUCAUAAAACAGGAUAACAUCUAUUAGUGAUCCUUGCAGUUUGCAUGGGAAGUACAUUGUAAUCUCUUCUGAUCAUCAGUGAAAGAUUUUUCAAAGACUUCACUUUAUGUCAGUUUUUUGGUUUGUGCAUAAAAACAACAUGGUCUGUAGUGGAAAUUUUGCGGAUGUGAACAGGUGUCAGAGUAAAACCUUUCAGAAGUCUUUCAAAGUUUUUUUACUUUGUAGACCAAGUAGACAUGAAGUCAGAUAUCUCCUCAGGAGCUCAGAGAAGACACAGGUGAGCUGCUACCCUCUGGAUAUCGCUGAAGUCUCUGUUAUAUAACUCUGCGCUCAGGACCAAACUUUGGUUACACUUUGGAAAAGUUUUCAGUCCAUGAUGUGAAAGAGUUGGACAGACCAGACAGCACAGUGAUGAGAAGCUUUGAAGCUUUGUUCCUGUCUUUGGGAGCAGCAGUUAUUGAUCUCCAUCCACAGAUGGAGUUCACCCAGACAUUCAAGUAUUUACCUCUGUGAGCUCUAAAAGAGCUCUUUAUUCUGUGGAAAUGUGCACAGUUCUGACAAGGUUCAUUUAGAGGCUCUGUAUUUAAACCGAUCACGAUGAGAGGGCUUUGGUUCGAAACUUUUCCCAAUCCUUAAAAAAUAACUAAAAAUCUGAUGAAGAUUCUAAAUUUGUGAAAUGACACACUGAGAAUUUGGAAAAAAAAAACAAAUUUGAGGAGUGUUCCCCUUGAAGAUUUCCUCGCCUAAAUUAAAAAGCACCUCCGCCAAUGUCAGGCCACAUUACUACACUUUGAGGAAACGUGAUAUCAGGCUUAUUAGGCUUCAGGGAAAAUGAGCGGUUCAGCUACGUGACGAUAAUUAGUAAGGUCAUCUAGUAACUCCAUUGAGCUGAGAUGCUUUGAAAUCUGUCUGAUUCGGUUACUCAGUCCAACCUCCAGGAGUCUGUGAUUGAGGAUUUACUCUGACAUGACCUGUGUGACAUCUCUGUGAGACAUGUCAUACAGUAGACAUAGAACACAUAGAAGCUGAAGCCAAUACUCUAUCCAGAAGGUCUUAACUGUUUGAUUUAAGGCCGGGCCCGCAGUGGAGGCAUUUAAGCUCAUAUGAGGUUGACUUCAGUGGGUCAGGUCCCUCUCUCCCCAGCGUGUAGCUCUCCCUGCACAAAGAGCCCUGCUGUUGAAGUUAAGCUGUAUCUGUCUGGAUUUGAAAGCCCGUCUCCCGCUGCUCCAUAAAGAAGCCAGUGUGAAGCGAACAGUUUCUUCUUCUCAGCGAGGGCACAACUUUUUUUGGCUCCCUCAUGGAGCCGAGAAGCCGUGGAAGCCCAGAGCAAUCUUUUGAAUUUUAAGGAAUCCCUUUUCACCGCUCAGCUGAGCAGCACUAAUUCCACGAGACAGCGGCAGCAGCGUCUUGGCUGUGGGGCAGUGGGCGGACGGUGGAGUGUUUAGUUUUCAGACAGAUCAAGUACUUGGAGAAGCUGCCACAGACUGCUCCGCUCCGCUCCUCUGUCUCUUUAAAAGGAAAACGGUUUCUUCGCAGGCGGAGCUGCAGGGACUCUUUUAGGGAGUCCUACGGUCCCUGAACGCCUCACAUACUGACAGCGAUCGUGUUUCCAUUACUUGAACUUUGGUCUAGGCUAAAUGGUCAUAGAGCUUUAAAAGGCGGUCGCAAAGCUUUAAUAAAGAUGCCGCCGAUUCCUCAGCUGACUGUUGCCAUAGCAACUGUUGUCCUGAUGAUUAAUCCAUGAUAAGAUUUCGUCUAGCAGUGCUGGACUUUUGUUCCCAAAACCAAAAAAAUGAGUGCAGGUAAGAGAUAAACUAAUGAACCUUUGAUUGUCUAAACUUCAUCUGGUGAAAUAAUAAGCCAAUAAAAUCAACAAAGUCUUUUCAAGAACUUCUACUGUUCAAUUUAUGAAACUGUAUCUUCAAGAGAUUGUGAAAAGGGAGAGGAGCAGGAGGGGGAGGAGGAGAGAAGGGAGAGGAGCAGGAGGGGGAGGAGGAGAGCAGGGAGAGGAGCAGGAGGGGGAGGAGGAGAGCAGUGAGGAGCAGGGAGAGGCAAGUGUCUUAAAAACCUGUAUGACUGAAGUGUGAGAGAUGAAUUUCAAAAUAAAAUACAACUCCAGUCUUGAUGUUUUAAAGGACAUUUGAUAAAACACUUGAUACUGACUAUACACCGAUUUUAUCUGAGGGAUAGAGACAAUAUCACAGGAACACACAAAGACAAAUUAUUACCUUAUACAUAAUAAAUGACCAGCACAGGUCUACAGUAACAAAAACAUUAUCAAUUAGUUUAGCUGAUUCAAAAUUGUGGUGUCGACUAACAAGAGUGACAGAGUUUAAUCGUUUAGACUUUGUAGGAAAGUUUGGGACGAUUCAGACGUUCUCCAGGUCUCAUCAGGACACGGCUCCAUCUAAGGCAGGGGUGUCAAAGUCAAAUGGACGGAGGGCCAAAUAAAAAAUUUAGCUAUAAGCCGAGGGCCGGACUGAUCGAAUGUUCAUUGAAAAUUUUUUAAAUGACGCAUAUAGUCUAGUGAACCUAAUUGAACCUACUGAAAACCUAACAAAUAUAUUCCAAUAUGAUCAGAUAAAUAAAGCAAUAUUUUCUUAUGGCUCUGUCAGUAAUCUUUAAUUUUCAACAGACACAAAAGACAAAUUUCCUUUAUAUAAAAAUCCCCAUAACAUGAACAUUAAAUGAAAGAAACCGGUAUUAUUCAAGGCACCAUCAGUAGCCUAUAUUUUCUAUUUUAGCAAAAGUGGGCUAAAUUUACUUCAAAGAAAAAAAUAAUAAUAGCAAUUUUCUAUCAUCCACUCAACUGAAAUAUUUUUAAAAUAUAAUUGGAUUGAAAUACAAUAAAAUAAAGUGCAAAAAUCUAUUAAUCAAAAACAUGUCCAUAAUCAUGUCCAUAUUCUUGUUUUUGUCCGCGUGUUUCGUUUCAUAAUGUCGUCUCAGAUUAUACUCUUUCAGUACCGCCACACUUUCUCCACACAGAAGACACACAGGUUUUCCAGCUACCUCCGUGAACAUAUACUCCGACUCCCACCUUGUUUGAAACCCCCGGUUCUCAGUGUCCACCUUCCGUUUUGCCAUUUUUGAUGGGUAUCUGAAAGUUUAUUUUACUGUUAUGCUGACGACUGCUGUGCAAAUAAAUAUUGAAAUGAAGCAGCCUACUGCUCGGUGCGUCACCGUUGCAUUGUGGGAAAUGUAGUAUUGGUGCGUGUAAAAGAUCUGCGGGCUGCCGGCUUGCUGCGGUCUGCGGGCCGGUUCUAAUAAUAAAUCAAGGUCAUCCCAGGGGCCGUAAAAAACCUUCUCGCGGGCCGGAUGUGGCCCGCGGGCCUUGACUCUGACAUAUGUGAUCUAAGGCGUCUGAUAGUGACAUGAUGGCAGACUGGAGUACGGUGGUUUCUGUCUUAAAGAGGAUCCAAAACCGUCUCUGUAGUGAUCUUUUCUCUAAUGUAGUCCACGCUGUCUGUCCUUUCAUUCUCACUGCUCACCAACAAGGACAGGUGGUGUUGAAAUCCUCCUUUAAACUGCAUUUACACAAAUCAGGACAUAAUCAAAAAAAGAUUUUCAAAGAAUUUCAAAGUUUUCUAAGAACUUCAGCCCCACUUUGAUCUCAAAACCGUCUCAUGAGCUACUGUCGCUUUGAAAGUCCUGAGACCAGGUGAGUCAUGAUCUAAAGUCAGUGCUUGUGCCUCUCAGUUAAAUUAGCUCAUUAUACUCACACCUGGCUGCUGCUGAGGAUUUAAUAUGCGAAUACAGACUGGACCAAGCUGACGCCACAUGGCAGCGCCUGUACUCGGCCUGCCGUCUGUCCUUGGUGUUUUUUCACAGCCUUAGUCACGCUCACAGUCCUCUCGACACCUGUUUUCAGACACACUCUCUGGUACUGUCUGCUAAACUUUCAUGCUGCUCUGAGAAAACACAGCCAGACUCUUGAGGACUUACUGUUGUUUCUUCCCUCUCAUUCUGCUAAACAUUCGGGUCUCUGGAGACGCCAUAAAUCCAGGGCAGAGUCUGGGAUUGUGCAAACAAAAAUACUGUCUGUUUGGUUUCAUUGUUUUCUUUCUGGCACAGUGGGAUUUAUAUAAUCUUAAUAAUGAUUCACAGUCUAAUACCAUGUUUGCUUGUACACUUAAAAAGCUCUGCUAAAGAGCUGAAAGAAAAAGACGAGAGAUGCAUUUAAUUGGACCUGAUUGAAACAACUUUUUACCACAAAUAAAGACGAGGAAGUUACUCCUUAGAAGUAUUUAGGCCCCAAAAAACAGAGUCGGAUGUUUAAUUAUUCGGCCCUGUUAUUAAAUAGUCCACUAUAAAAAAGUCAAGUGUGUCUCUAAAUGGAGAAAAAGUACAUCUAAGACAGAGAGAGUGUUUCUCCAGUGUAUUUCUUACAACUGGAAAACUAUUAAUAUUAGGAAUUAGUAGUCGAAGUAGUAGUUGGAAGUUUCUAUGGUAGGGAGGCCGACAUUCAGUCAGUGCCCCCCAAAUUUGACAAGCAAUACGAAUUUCUGGAAACCAACCGAUGGAAGUUUAAGCUAACGUUGAUACUUAUGGAAAGUUUAUCAAUCCACCUGUCUUCCUGCUGCAAUAGAGAAAGUCCCCCUGAUCCAAGUCCAGUGAAACGUUAAAUUCAAACAGACCCAUGGCUUAAAUCUACAAAAUCAGAAUCUCGCUCAAGUUGUCUGUGAUCCGUCUUCUUUCUCAGGUAAGGACUAAAGGCUGCUAGUGCUGGGAAUUCAGAUCCUUUAGCUCUACAACACCUGACCUUUUCUGCUCCGAAACGGCUCCCUGAAGCUGGUUUUUCAGAGCUGAGUCCUUUGAAACCAACACAUGCUACCCAUCUCAGUUUAUGGCCACUGUCAGCCGUCACAGCGCUGCGCCCCUGCAUUUGCGUUGGCUCAUGUGAAAAUAAUGACGAUAAAUGUGACGAUGGCGGGCUGAAAUCCAUUAACAAAACUCAGAUGAAUUUAGGUUUUGUUUUAGUUAACAAGAUAAUCACGAGAUGAAAUUGUUUAGGGUGGAACUCUAGACUUAAAUUUUUUAUGUUUUCCCUGCAGAAGGUCUGAUCCGUCACUUAAAAUGUAAAUAAUGCAUUCCUACAACACUUAAAGCCGUGCGUUAAUAAAGACACACACCAGUUUAGUGGUUCAUGUUUUUCACGCCAUUACCAUUAACAGCUCUGUGUUGCUGUAUCCUGGUUUGGAGACACAUUUGGGGCAAAUUUAAGAAGACAUUUGACUGCAUUUCACAGAGGCUGGUUCACCUGAAGGACAAAACCCCCAGACACAAACAGAGCAAUGUGGUGAAUGCCCCGAAAUGCACUGAAGAAUGAGGGACUCCUACAUCGGGGAACAAAACAGCCAUUACAUGAACGCAUGGCCCAGUAUGGAGAGCCAACUCUUCAGGCCAGGACUGAGCUGUUUACCUUCAUCUGGAGGCUUUAGGACUUUCCUUUGAGGACAACAAUGAUAGGAUACCGUCAAGGGAAGACUGCUGGUUUGACAAGGAGGCCGUCUUUAUCAAACUGGAGAAACUAUCCUUGGACAGAAACGGCGGACUAAGGCGCUUGAUAUUCCCGACUUAUAAUUCAGCUUUGGAUUCCUCUUGACAACAAUCGAAACAACGCUUUCGUGCUAGAUAACAGGCUCCAACAUCAUACAAGCAUGGCACACCUGAAGAGACCAGGCCAACGGCCCUACUAACAACUCUCAGGUGACCACCCAGCCCUUUUACAGCUGGAGGACCAACAGAGGCUCUAGAUUUUCAACUUUGGCCCAAGUGCCUUUAGGAGUAAAGAUUUUGGAGGAGGAUGGUCUUCAAGAACCUCAAACAAGUCCAGCUGACCUUUCAUCUAGGAACUGGAUGAUGUUUUAAAGCAAUGAUAACCUGUAAACCACUGAAGAUGAGGAAUUUUAGUCCAAAGACUGAGAUUGAGAUUAAAUCUAAACUAGCUGCCAGAUUAACACAGUACCCAAGAAAACUCAAGCAUGGGGGGGCAGCGAAACCUGGGAUUGAACCCCCAACUAUCUGAUUGAGAGACUUUACCACCGAGCCACAGCCGCGUCCUCGUGGGAUCUUCAAUUUAUCUGAGUGGAAAGUCUGGCUGCAGCUUUUUGUUAAAUUCGAAGACGUGUCAGGGCAGAUUGACCGAGGCAGGAAAAUAGAGACAUGCUAAAGUGGAGGUGAGUCCGUAAACGCUCAUAUUUCAUUUUCACAGUAAGAGCAGCAGAAAUGGACCGAUCGGUUUUCAUGUGAAGCUCAAAUCUCAGAAAAGGUUGAACGAAACGCCUUGACUUCUGGAGAGAGGUUUGUAACAUCCUCUAUGUGGACUUAAUUUUAGAUUUGAGCUCAUGCUGGAUUAUAUAUACUGCCUUCAUAUGAGGGGGUGCAGCUCUCCAGUCCUCCCAGUUCAUCUCUCAGCUUCCUAUGUGGUUCUUCAGAGGAGAGAGGGAGGAGGAGGCCUCAAGAGAUCAGCAGCUAAUCCACCCUGACACUGAGUCCAACUUCACUCAGUUUACAGAGAAAAUUGAUUUAAAGGAAGCUACAGCUCAGAGGAUUCAUUCUGUGGGUCUCCCUCCUGCUCUAAUACAAUUAAAGAUCACAGAUGUGGGUGUUUCGGGUCCUCCCGGAUUGACCGAACCUGUCAUGUGAAAUUAAAGUCUUCAGUGAAUUUUCUGCGUUUGUUGACGACGAGGGAGGAAAGAUUUGUGAGGGCUGCUGGCUCGUCGUGACGGGGAUCUGAGAGGAGAGAAAAAAUAAAAGAGAGAAAAACCCUCAAACCAAGUCCUCUGAGCAGACUGAAUCACUGUCACUGCACUGACUGCAGUGUUUGGAGCAACAUCGCCACCUACUGUCCGAGCUGACCCACCAGAAGAGAAAAACACCCACACUGUGUCGUCAGUGUGUUUGAGCACUCUCACAGCUCCUCAUGCUGAAUUUUACUUUAGUGAGAGAGGAGUGGAUUCAAGAGCUGGUGGGUUGGGAAAUUGACUCUUUUGUGGUUGCCCACAUGCAUGCAGAGACAAAUAUUUAGAGUUAUCCUGAAGUUAAUAAAACUAUUCAGAAUCAAGGCAUGAACACAGCUUUUUAUCAUAUUUUGGACGUUAGUUUUGCAUUUCUGUCUCAGCCUCACCUGUGACCCAAUAGUCAUGAAUUUCCUUCCAGAUCUUAUCCUCAAGCUUGACUUGCAGAAUCAGUUUUCUGCUGGUCUGGUCCUCCGCCUGUAAAAACCUUUGUUAGAAGCUGAUGUCAGGAAGGUUUGGAUCAGAGUCCAAAGGUCUUUUUCAAACUGGUUCCCUCUCAGAACAGAGUGAUGGUGUUCGACAUCAAAAACACAGCUCAGGAACAAAUCAUUAAGGUGUAGGACUCAGAUACAGCAAAACUGGACUCUCUUUCUGUCGUCUUCUAAAAAGCACCUUCACAUUACAUGUCCCCAUCACAUGCUGUCAGCAAAGGCUGCUGUAUAUAGAGCUUAUCUCCUGUUGACACGAGACUGGGUGCAGCAUCAGGGGCCGGAUGGGGUCAAGGGUCUUGACUGAGGACACUUUGACAUGUGGGAUUGAGUGAUGACCACCCAUCCAUCUUCUAGCGCUUAUCUGGAGUCAGGUCGCUUCCCUCUCCCAUGCUACUUCGUCCAGCUCUUCCCGGAGGACCCCAAGGUGUUCCCAGAUCAGCUGAGAGACAUAGUCUCUCCAGCGUGUCCUGGGUCUUCCCUGAUGUGCCCUGAACACCUCAACAGCACGGCACCAAAGCCACCUCCGACUCCCCUCAAAGCAGUGUCCACAUCACUGCCCAUGCCGCACCAAUCUACCUGUCGAUCUCUCGCUCCAUUCUUCCCUCACUCGUGAACAAGACCCCGAGAUACUUGGACUCCUCCACUUGGGGUAAGAUCUCAUCCCUGACCCAGAGAGGGCGUUCCAUCUUUGACCCAUGAAUUCAGAUUUGGAGGUUCUGAUUCUCAUCCUAGCCGCUUCACACUCGGUUGCGAACUGAUCCAGUGAGAGCUGAAGGUAACGGCCCGAUGAAGGCGACAGGACCACGUCAUCUGCAGAAAGCAGUGACCCAAAUCUGAGACCACCAAACCAGACCCCCUCAGGUCUGGUUUGGUGGGAUUGGUGCCAAAAGGAAGCCCUGGCAGAGUCCACCUCUCACCAGAAACCAGUCUGGCUUAGAGAGACGACCAACUCUACCAAAAUUGUACUUUUAUAUUUAUUUGGAAACAAGUAGGGAUUCCUCAGCCCCCUAGUGGACACUUGAGGAUCUGCAGGUUUUGCCCACAACUUCUGUCCAAUCAGUUAACACCAUGACUUCAUCAGGCACUGUUACUCUUGUGUUUAACUCUUGAAUACUUCAUAUUCUGGAUUUAAAUCACAUUUGUGGCUCUGUUGCAUACCUCUUAUUAUUUUUAGUUUUCCUAAAAAACAGUUUUUGGAUGUCUUCCUGUUCUUGGACUUGUGACUAAUAUGAUGAAGAUGGCUAAACCAGCGCCUCAAUCAGCUCUUCUCUCACUUUAAAUUUUAGAAAUUAAGUUCUCUAUUCCUUCCCGUUUGUGUCCUCAGCCAGGUAACUUCCUGAGGAUCUACAACCUCCAUGCAGUCCCGGGAUCCAUUACCGGGCCGGGCAUCAUUAGUGACCACAGAGAGAAGGAGGAGCACCUGGUUCUUUACCUGCAUGGAGGGGCGACGUACGGCAGGGGGAUGCAGAUUCUUCCUGAGGACAGCUCUGACGUGCGGGAGCUGAAGAGGUACAUCAGGAGGAGGAGAGGGGGACAUGAACCUGAACCAAGAGAUCUCAGACUUGGAAUAAAAUAUGAGAUCUAGAUCAGUGCAUCAGUUCUGGACCAGAAACAGCACAGUCGAGGUUUUAGCAACAGCUGCCUUUUAUUUAUUCGAGGGUUUAAAGGUUUUAAGCUGCUGUUUCUGACAAGAACUAUUGGAGGGAAAGUUAUAUUUAAAAUCUGCGUUAGUUGAUUAUCCCAAACUGAAGAUCUUUAUUUGUCACAGACUCACUUCCACAGAUGGGCUGAAGAAUAUAAAGACUGUAUCAUAAGGCCAUGCAGUAAAAAGCACUUAUAUUUAAGCUCCAAAAGAAACAUAAUCGCGUGUGUGCAUCGUGCAUGCAGAAACAGACUGGAUCCAUUUCUUCGGUCUGGAACUGCUGCACUGAAACUUUCAUCCAUCACUGUUUAUUUCUGUGUUUUUUAUCCGAAUAUCUGCAGAUGUCGAUGUCUGUGCACCCUUCUGCACUAUGACUGAAUAUUCAGCAUUGACUGUGUACGAUAUGACUGCAUGUUUGUCAUGAAUUUGUGUGAAAUUGCAGAAACAUCGCCGCCUUCCAGAUGGACACCAGCAUGAGUGACUCUGAGAUGAUAGAUGUGUGGUGCACCCCGCCAGAGUCCACAGGUAGGAAUCAAUGCUGACCUGGUUUUAUACUCUUAAAGAUGAAUCACUGUGGUUACAGAUAUGAAACAAAUGAAAUAAGCAUGUUCAGUAUUAACGUAGAAACAUGCUUUGAGGUAGAGAUCUGGUGUGAGGAUAUCUAUGUCAGUGAUGCUUUAGCAAAAGUUUCCUUCAGGGGAAACAGAGUUUUAUCGUACCAACAUGCUGACUGCUGGUAGAGACCACUUUCUCUCCUCAGUCGGGAUGGGAUAUUUAGGUGGAUGGACUCAAGCUGAAGGGGCUUUGCUCCAUUAUGAGGGCCUCCUAAAAGCCCAGACUUCUCCAGGGUUCGAGUUAUAAAAGCAAACUCCAGCUGUGGCCUGAAGGUUUUCCUGCAGUUUCAAAACUUGGUAGUGAAAGCAUCGUUCUCUGAUUUGAGGUCUACGGGUUUUUUUGUAAUUUUAAAGCCACUAUGAGGACUUACCAUAAUAAUAACAACGGUGAGUCUCUAUGACCUCUGACUACUUCCCUUAUUUGUAAUGUCUGUAACAAAUUGGGUACAUUUACCCUCUCUCUGUUGUCAUAUCUACAUCAGCCAUUAAAGUUCCUCAGCCCUGGUUUCAUCUGUUAGAUCUGGGUCCAUCUGGGAGUCAGUCAGAUAUCAAUGGGGGGCCCCUGCCACCCUUCGCUGACCUCAGACACGCCCCUGUCAGCUGUAUCAGCUCAGCUAUUAUCGUUAUGCCUCAUUUUGUUGGUUUCUGUUUGAGUCCAACAAGUCUGUCAUGAAAUCAGAGAGUCUGUGAAUAUUUCUCUUUCUUCAAACUUUGAUUAAGCAGUUUCGUCAGAGAGACGCUGCGACCACGACGUACAGCCGAAGACGCUCUUCCAGUUGAAGCAGUCCAAACCCAGUGGAGUCCACCACGUCAGGGUCCAGCUGAGAUCCUACGAGCCGUUCAGACUCUACCAGGCCCUGAAACUCUACUGCAGCAAGUGCAAAACGAUGUAGGUGCACACACACAAAACUUACAAAGAGUCGCAACGCAAACAUUCAAAUCUUGUUUUUAAUAGAUUUAUUUUGCUCGUGGUUUCUGAAAUAGAAGUUGGUUAAUCUGGCUUUCAGGGUCAGAGUAGAUCAUUAGAUCAUUUCAUAAAUCUGAUCUCUCUCUGACUCUUCUCUGUGAUUUCAGUCGGGAGAUCCCAGACGAGGAGACAAUUGCUGACGUCUUCUCGAAAGCGGCCAGAUCCACUCAACCCCACAGUCCCCUCCCGUUCUUAGUCUCAGAGCGGCGCAGUUUCUGGAAGUGUCUCUCUGAAUAUUUUUUUGAGGCUCAUAUUCUCACCUAUUUCGUGCCCCAGAGAUUAAGGGAGCUCAUCUUCCUCAGAGGUAAAGACUUUGGCUCUUCAGGAGGCAAAAUAAAUGAAAAGAAAUAACCCGAUUUUUAUUUUAGGCCACCAUGAAACUCCCACAAACACAAAGUCAACGCACCCUAAAGCAGGUUCUGCUCUUGCAGGUUUGACUCUGGAGGAAAUGUGUUCGAUGGCGUCCUGCUACCACAACGUCAUCCCUGUGAGGUCAUCAAGAGGAGACAUGGCUCUGCUCGACCUGUUCGUACCGUUCCUGUUCAGAGGGAGGAGGAGAUACUACGGGUCAGAGAACAACCAGGCGUUGGCUGGAAAUUGAAACUAACAAGAAGAUAAUGUGUCUGUUUUAUUUUUAAUGAGUGUUAAUAUUUAACACUUUGGAUAUGUGAUGGAGUUUAAAGUAAGCCUGCAGCUAUCAAAUAUUUUAGUAAUCGAGCAUUCGACGGAAAAUUCUUUGAUUAAUCCGAUGAAACUUUUUUUUUUUGUUUAGUCAAUAAUUCUAAAUACGACGUUGGCAAGUCACAUUAACGUUAAUCUCGUUAAUUAGGGUGUCCAAAUUGGAGUUUGUGAACCGGUUUGAGUAUUUGUGGAGGAAAUGAAGUUAUAGAUUUAAUCUCAUACAACAAAAUCCAGGAUGACUUAGAAAGAGGAAAUGUUCGGGGGAAAAUAGGAAGUCUCGUCACCCUACGUUAACUUAACUUGACCUCGUCUUGGGUCCCCCGCUCUCAGACUGUCUUAAAGUGAAUACACAUAACGGUGUUCGCCUUGAUUUCAAGCUUAACAUGUUCCAACACUUUGAUUUUCUGUCUGUAGUGCCGUUGCAAAAAUCAAACACCCCUGCCCCCUCCUCUGUCUUUCUUUUUCAGGUACCUGCCACGUUAAAACUAGUCUGAACUAAACACCUGCUUUGAGCUGUACAAAUUAAAUGAUUCCUUUUUUUAAUCGAGGUCCUCGAACUAUUGUAAGAAUUGUUUCAGCCCUGGUUUAAAGGCGACCUCUAUGCAGCUCCAUGUUUUAAUACAAAUGCAUUAACCAUUAAUAUAUAUAUAUAUAUAUAUGAACACAUAAAAAAAUACAUACCUUCAUAAGUAUCAUUUUCCAGUGUUGGAUGUCCUUACUAAACUGUGACUAAGUUGUUGAGUCACUUUCAGAAACUCGUGAAGUUUCAUAAGUAUAAGGAACUUAUUGAAGCUUCAUGACGGCAGUUCUUCACGUUUUUUAUCUACAUUUAGAGUAACUUACUGUGAGUUUCGUCACUUUUUAUCCAAAAUUUCUGAUGCUGAAGGGGAAAAGUUAGAACUGCGAUGAGCCGUUCGAUCCAGCAGAGGGUGCUCUCAUCGCUACCUGACAAUUGAAUCACACUCUCAACCUGCGGGAAUGAUUACAGUGAAGCAUCCCUACUGUAACAUCCCUACACCAAGUCCGGUUACUCAUAGAUGUGGGGUGAUACUCAGUGGUACUCAAGACCACAUCGUCCUGCAGAGACAUCCCCCGACUCAUGAUGUGAUCUCCUGUGUGUGUUUCAGGUGUGAUAAAUGCUCUGAGGUGAGAGUGACAGAUCCAUGCCUUGAGGACAUCGAACCGAUUGAUGAGAAGAUCAUCGCAAAAGGUGAGGGACGGAGGAUUCGGUUCCAGUCUCAGGACUGUGGAGGACACUCAGCUUUCUUUAGGUGACUCCAAACUUGAUUAAUGGAGCUGAAGAAAAAAAAACUUUCAACAAAAUCAAUAAAUGAAUCAAGCUUGGCUCCUCUUUCUGCGGUUAUCAUCCCUCCUUUUUGCUUUUUCUGUUCAUCCACCUGUAAAAUGAAGCUCUUUUGAGACUUCACCUCAGGGCUGUGGGACUUUGUGUUGGACAUGAAAGGAUAAUCAGAAAGCUGCAGUUUUUCAUUUAGACUUCAUCCUUGAAUCCAAAAUCAAAGGAAGUUAUAAAACUGUCACCUGCUGCCAUGACGACAGUCCAUCUCUAAUUGUAAAAAGUUUCUCAGCUGUUGCGCAGAUGUGCUGAUGUUUUGACAUGUGUUCCUAAAAGCUAAUUUUUCUAGUCUAGGUUUGGGAAAACUCCGGCUGAUUUCAGGUCUGUUCUCGCUGAAGAAGCUCCUGCCAGUAAAAUGACACCGUGAACAUGUUCACAGGUCUGGGCGUGCAGCUCAUGCAGUUCGUCCUGCUGAUGAAGUUUGAGCUUCAGGACGCCACAGACUCGCUGGACGUCUUCCUGUGGAGGGACGCCGUGAGUAUUUGACCGGUUCUGUCAGCAGAUUCUGAUCCGACAUUUUCACCCUGAUGUUGUUUAUGCCUCACAUCAGGAGUUGUUCUUCGGCGUGUCGGCAGAGUUUGCAGCGGUCGGUCAGGAGGCUCAGGACCGCAUCGGUCAAAUCAUGGACUUCCUCUGUCCACCGGAGAGCAACCCUGGUACACGUUUAACAAAAUUAAACCUUAUUUUUUGCAGAAUCCAGUCUUGCUAAGAGUGUAAAACCAGGCGGCAUGGUGAGAAACUGCAUCUGAGACUCUGGAUUCAGAGAAAUGUCACAAAAAUCCUGUUUCUUGACUCGACUCUAGGUGAGCGCCCCUGGCUGGAUUUAUGUCUGAGGGCAUACCAAUCAGAAAGCAACGGAGGGAGGAGCCAAACCUGCUUUGAGAUCUGUCAGACCACCUUCACCGGCCGCCCCUCUACAGACUGAGCCCAGCUUCACCUGAACCACCUGCAGGUCAAAGGUCACCAGAAAACCAGAGUCCUGCUCCACUGUUGCGUCUCUUCUGCUUUUUAAUAUCAGUGUCAAAAUAAAAACUGAAGUUCUCAGAGAUGCUUCAGGAUUGUAAAUCUUUAAA
Xyrichtys novacula (pearly razorfish) is the source of this 63398-nucleotide messenger RNA. NCBI's taxonomy places the organism in Eukaryota, Metazoa, Chordata, Actinopteri, Labriformes, Labridae. The record is from the annotation of a GenBank genome assembly.